Xyrichtys novacula (pearly razorfish) is the source of this 47745-nucleotide messenger RNA. NCBI's taxonomy places the organism in Eukaryota, Metazoa, Chordata, Actinopteri, Labriformes, Labridae. The record is from the annotation of a GenBank genome assembly.
UGUUGGUAUUAGUGUUGGUGUAUGUGGGAGCAGGAGGAGAGACUCUGCAGUGUCUUGGCAGCUGCAUUAGUGCAUCUCCCACCGUCCGCGAUGCCUUCACGGCCAAUGCCUGCCUCCUCCGCGUGCACUUGACAGAAGAUAACCGACAUGAACUCGUUGGGAAACUGAGCCGGACGUCCGCACUAUCAGCUCGGUAUCUAUUUAUGCCCCCGGAGACGGUCCCGAGCGCUUCAUUCACGCACCGAAAGCCCGUGACGAGAAUUGUUAAUGGAAAAUGGCGAUAGGCAGAAGCUCUUGCAGCAUCGUCUGCUUGGUAUCUAUCCAGAUUAUCUUGAUUUUCAGCGCAUCGUGGCCUGGAGCUGGGGGUCUCACGUUCCCGCAGCAAUACACGUAAGUAACAGAGACCAUUGAGGGGUUCUGAUGGGGGACAAGUUUGGGCUCGUGCAGGCACUUCUGGUUUUCAAGAUACUUCAAUCACUCUGGUUUAUUUUCUGCUCUUAUGUAAUUUCUGAUAGUUGGCGAUGCAUCAAUGUAAAGACUGGGUGUUUAAAGCUGAGAGCUCUGUAAGGUGCAGCUCACAGUAUGACAGAGCAACCAUUGGAAAGCUGUGCAAUUUAUUUACAUCACAUUUCAGUGUCUUAAUAAAACUGAAGAUCUGUAAAGUGGAGGUUAAAAUGAAACUUGCCUUCAUAGGAGAUAUGUGCAGCAUUUGGACAAUGAUUCAGCCUGUGCUCAUUGCUAUAGUUCCAGCCUUAAUUCUCUAAUCAUCUUUCCAUGUGUGAAAACAUGAAACCAAACCUCUGCUUCUGUCUUUUCUAGGAGACAGUAAAUUCUGCAUCAGUGCAAAUGUCAAGCAUAUUGAAGGAGAAGUUUUUGAAGCAGUGGAAGUGAAGUUGGGGUGGACAGGCACAUAAAGUCUGUGUAGUUAUUGUGAAACUCAAAAUAUAUAUUUCCACAUCUUUCCUUACACCAGAUGUGUCCAUGCAGACUUCCAAGGAAAGAGCAAAACAUUUCUCAAGUUGAAGAAAGAUUGCUUUUUGUUGACUACAAGAGGGACAGGCUGUGUUUGUAAGGAGAGAAAAGAAGGGUGAUUCAGCUGCGAUUUCCACCAAAGCACAACAAGAGAGAUUUCAUUUUCUCUUCAAUUUAAAUAGAUCUUGUGCUUACUUGUUAAAUUCCUGACCUUUAACCUGUUACUGUUAAGUACAGCUGGCUCUUAACUCGAGUCUCCAGUUCUCUGGGCCCGUCUCCAGGCUCUGUAAUCAGGCGGCUCUGGAGGGAGGAACAGGCCAGAUGGUCCACUCAUCUUCAGGGCUCACAGUGAGGGAUUUCUGUCCAAUCACAACUGGAGAGCCGAGGUGUAUUUACCAAUUAGGAAAGGGGUCUGUAAAUCAGUGGGGGUGUGGAUGUGCAUGUGUGUGUGUUUUAUGAUGAAUUAGGUUAUUUCAAGUAGGGUAUAGCCGCUGCCGCCUCCUUCUUCUCCUUCUCCUCCUCCUCCUCCUUUCUUCUUAUUUUUCUGCUGAGUGCUCUGAAACAGCUACACAGCCCUCUGCCCUGGGUCUCUUCAUGUAAGCUAAAUGAAGCAGAACCGCUACGCCGAAGAACAGCAUCUCAUUCCAAUUAAGAAUUAAUACUGCAGCAGCCAGGAUUUAUUCCCUCACUCUUUCUCUCCGGCCCCUACUGUACUGACUCCGUCUGCAUCUCUGCAGAUAGAUAGAUAGAUAGAUAGAUAGAUAGAUAUCAUCAAUGUUCCACUGUUUAUUGUGCCUGUAUUCACAUUUGUAGCAUAGAUUUUAUGCGACAAAACAACAUGGUAAUGCACAGCGUGGCAUUAAAACAUAGAAGGGAAGAAGCUGCUCAUGCUAAGUGAACGCAGCAGUAAACGGACAGAAACCCACAUUAAGGAACUCUCUCAGUUCAUGCACCAAAUCACAUUGGAUCAAGUAACAUAAACAAAUCUAGGCGGCUUAGAUUUGCUAAGUUCUGCUUGCCAAGGAAAAAAAAGAAAGACCUGCAUUGCUGCAAAGUUUUUAAGCAUGGGAUCCAUUUUUUAUAAAACACUUAAAAGCCACUGAUCACAAGUUUUAAGAGCCUCCAGGGAACGAUUUUUCCUCUAAGGAACUCAAAUCCACUUGAAAUCAAUUAACAUUUUGUAACUUUGCCCCUUAAUCGACUCAAAGUUUCAUUUGUUAGUUUGUUGUCGAUCCAUUUCUUGUUGUUUUUCUCGCCAUUUUAGCCACCAGUUGUCUUGGUACUGCUUGUACAUUUAAAAACCCAACUCCAUCCAGGGGUGUGGGGAUAUAUCAGUCUGGACGACAGGCCGACACUGCCAUCCCUGAAACCUCUCUGGUUUCAUGAUAUAAAAUGUCAUUUAGACAACACUGUGUUUCCUAAAACACAUUUACCAUCAAAAUGAUUUGUGUUAUGAUGUAAGUGGAAGAGACUGCAGAGCUGCUGUGAUGAUUUACCGUAAAAGACACUCUGACACAGAGACUGAGUCUGAGAUAGAUAGAUAGAAAACAGUAAGGAUGGAAGGAUACACUUGAUAGAUUGAUAGCCAGUUACACAGAGCUAUGGCUUUCUACUCCAUCUGCUCCUCACGCUCCACCUCUCUCGCCCUCCUGCUCCACCCUUUCCACCUCUGACUCCCGCUCUCCGCUGUAAGUGAAUGUGGGUCACAUCUCGCAGUCCUUCUCUGUCUCCCGUCUCAGGGGUGUGUGAGUAAAGCAGGUAACAGAGAAGAGGCUCAAGUUCAGCGUGCCUGCGAUCUGGAGUUGUGCCUCUUCCCAAAGGACUGAGAGGAGAGGAAAUGGAGCGCACAGUGAAAAAGUUAGGACUGAACCUCAGCUCUUCUGAGUCACACAGAGAAAACUGAUCUGCAGCCUUGUGGGUUUUACUCAUAAAAAAAAAAAACAGCUUGAUUUAUACAGGGUCAGAUAUUUGCGUUUGACAUGAAGGUCAUUAAUAUUUAGCUAAACUUGAUGAAACUGACGAACGAAACUGACUGAAAAAGCAGGGGACACCGUUUAGAGGAGUGCAGACCCCUUUAUUAUAGAGAUAUACAGUAUUUUAAAAUUCAGAAAUCAUUUUCACAGUAAACAUGCAUACAUGAAAACAGAGGAGACUUUAUCUUAUCUUAUUUAUCUAUUUCAGUUCACUCUGAAAAACACUGGUUGAAGAAAACUUAAUGUAGGGAGAAACUUCUAGUUUAUGAGUUAGAUCCUUCUGCUUUGAAGUGAACCAGAUCUACUCUGUCGGCUGUUUUUGCCCUAGUUCCUACCAAAUGCCAUAAACUUGGGCCAUUGGCUGUUCAGUUCUCCUGCUGAGAAAAUUGGAAAAACAGCGUAACUUACAUAAAAUUUAUGUAAAUAUUCAUGUGAGCAUCACCUCUUGAAGGACCCCACUGAGCAUUUUUUGGUCUAAAAGAGGUCUAAUAGACGUCUAAAUGUAGCCUAGACGACUGGUCUAAAAUCAGGCUACUACAGACGUCUAAAUUUAGACCAAGUUUAGACUAAAUCUAAAUCUGGGCUAUAUCUAUACUACACUGUAUGUUGCUAAACAGCUAUCAUAAUUUUUUUGGUUAAGUACUUGGAGAUCAGUUAUGCAACUCAAAGUGGCUUUUUGAAAUAAAUAGUCAUCAAUAAUGGGUUAAAGUGCAACGUCUAAAUUCCGUCUGAAAAUAUACAGAAUCUAGACGGUUGAAAUUAGGAUUACAAAAAAACUAGACAUCUAACCUGUCUAUUGCUCAGUGGGACUAAUGGUGGCAUUGAAAUCUGGUGGAUGACUUCUAAACCCGCUUGAAUUAAUGUUGUCUUAGAGUCAAGUUGCACGUAAUAAGGAAAACAGGGUGAUUUUUUAAAAAGAAAAUAUGUAUAUAAAUCAAAAACAUGAAUUAAACACACCAUCGCUUCGCUUCACUCAAGACUGCUUGAGUCAAAACUGAUCUUUUCCAAAAUUUGGAACCAAAAACUAGAACUUUGUGAUCUCAUCUAAAUCCUAAAAUAAAUAAAAAAAAUUAAAUUUAAAAAUCAGGGUUCAGUAUUAAGUUACACAGAAUUGUCAAGUAAAUACAGCAGUUUGAGCUCUGUGUGUGUGCAGACAAAUUGAUGCUCUUCUGCCUUUUAGAAUAAUCAAGUGAUGUAGCUGAAUUUUACAAGUUGAUGAUGUGCUUUUGCUCAAAAGUUAUCAAAAAGUUAUCAAGUUAUCAAAAAUUUAAAGCAUAUCUCGACAAUUUCUCAGGCUUUUAAAGCAAAUGAAAUUCCCUGACACUGUUAUCUGACAGACUGAAAGAGAAAUUAACAAAUAUUUAAUGAGAACCAUCAAGGAUAGUCUGAAUAACAUGAAACACUCUUUGAACACUAAUGGUAUUGCCCAUGAACAGGAAGCGCUGCAAACACCCUUCAUAAACACUCAAGUGACUCAAAACUUUAAGGUUUUGGCCUUUUAUUGAACCAGAGCACACAAUAUCCCUCUACAUUUAUACUCACCAAGGUUGCACCUCUUGAGAGAAACCCUUUAAAAACUGUCAUGACAGAAUGAAGAAAUUUAAGGAGAUCUAGAACUGAAAGUUUACAUUUCAGGCCUAAGUUCAUCACAUUUAUUGUAAAAUAUUUUUUGCUUAAUACUAUUUAUAUUCUAUACAUUAUAUAUCUGGCACACAUAUAAGAUUUGUGUGAGUCAUAAGAUGCUGACUCACCGUACGUAAGGUUUUAUAUUUGGAAAUCUCUACAGCAAGAAAUAACUGCUUGAUCAGCUGAGGUGCUGUGGGUUUCAGAGCUGCAGUGAUAGCUCUUACAUGCUGGCUUGUGAUCAAAUUUCUGGGGAAUUACACCAAAUGUCAACCAAAAUAUCCUUUAAUAAGGGGUUAUUAAAAAAUUACACAUUUUUAUGAUGGUUACUAUGUUCACGGUUGUCAGGAUCAGCUGCUUUCUCCCCCCCUCAAAGUACUAUUCGCUUUUUUUCUGCAGCUGCCUCCACUGCCUGGAGCUGAAAAUAAUUUCACUUUUAAAUCUGGUCAUGCUUGUCAGGGACUCUUUGUCAAGUAUUCAUUUAUAUCUUAAAUAGGCCUUCUAGAGUGAUAAUUGAUGUAGCAGGCCAAAAAAACAAAACAAAAAAAAAACAUCCUAAAAACAUGUUCCUGUAAUUUAAUCUUUCUCUGUGAUCGUCAUAAACCUGUAUUUGGAAAAGCCUGGGUGUCUGUCAUUGGCUUCAUGUUCAUGAUCUGGUCUAAAAAUCAUCUCAAAAUGAAAUGAAAUGAAAAAGCUUGGGGAGAAAUAAGGUUUGGUCCUUAUCUCUCCUUGUAUCUCUCUGUGGAUGUGGACAGUAAGUGGAGAUUUGUGCCUCCUCAGACACAGAAGAAACAAGUCCAACAAGACUUUAAUCUGCCAUGUUGUCUUGUAACUCUGCUGGGAGCUGUCUGACUAAUAAAGUAUUGACUCUCUUGGCACCUACAGGAUUUGGGGUGUUUUUCUGGGUCUGAAGAUUUAUCUCCUGGUUGAAGCAAAUUAGGAAGGAAGCUCAAAUAAAAGCAUUAAGUCGACUCUAAUCCAGUUGUUCGGGCUGAACAGCAGCCUUACAUAUUGAGCCAGUGAAUGAGGGUUGAAGCAGUGAAAUGAGGCAGGUGAUGGAGGGAAAUGUAAGUCUUAAUUGAGCCUGUAUUCAUUCACAGAUCAUAGAGGUAUUCAUUCAGGGUUUCUGAAGAUGGGUAGCAGGGUCUAACCUAACAGGGACUCUAUGGCACAAAUCCUGUAGUAUUUACUACACCCCUUAGACUCAUGAAAGAUAUUUUCGUCUUCCCUGUGGCUGAUGGCACAAGCUUCAACAUGGCAUUGAUGCACCGAACAUGAAAGACUCCUGCUCUUUUGCUGCAGGACUCUGCUUUUAUGCAGGCAGUCAGUGUGGGGUUGUUAGUGCUGCUUUCAAAUUGCUGUUUGGGAUGAGAUUAUAUUGUAUGUCAUAGAAAACACAUUGGAAUGAAGUCAUACAGAGCACAUACAGCACAUGUUGUGAGGCUUACACUUCAAUUAAAGGUUUACUAUGUUGUUACAGAAGAAAUUUAUCACGUUAUGUUUUAAUUAUCGAGUCACUUAUUUUGCUUUUUUCUCCUUGGCUUUCUCACAAAUCACCCAAUGUUGUGAAAUGCUUGAAUCUGAUUGGUCAAAACCCUUUGACAGUGGUUGUAAACCAAUCAGCAGAAAGGUCUACAGCACAUCUACAAUAAGAAAGGAUAAGAACUUUAUUGAUCCCCAAAGGAAAAUUCAAUUGUCCGUUGUCUCAAGUAAUAUGUCUAAAAGUUAUCUAUUAUUUACAUAAGAGUUAUAAAGCCGGAUGGCUGUUGCAGUGGCGAUUGCUCUAAGACUGCAAGGGAAGCUCGGCUUCCCUUAAAAUGUCACCCCCCAAAAAAAAGAAAAAGUGGUGAAAUACGUACGGCUGUGUGUACAUUUCAUUAACUAAAUACGCACUAGAAAGCCUUCAACUUUUGUUCAGACACUGUGAUAAGAAGCUGAUAAUCACAGGUAACCGGCAUAACUUCGUUCUCAUUCAUCCUCCCAGCGCCUCAGCGCUUCACACAGCCGGACGCUGGGCUUCUGCUGACUUCAAUGUGGAAGCUUAAAGUGGGUUGUUCCAGCAGCGAAACUAGACGCUCAUUGGAUAAAUGCUGGACUUUGUCCCGCCCAAUGGAAGCCCAGCUUCACUGGAGUUCUAUGGCGAGAGGGCGGUCCCGACUUUCUCCCGGACUCCAAGCUUCUGCAUCCAUGAUUGGAUGAGCUGUCUGAGGCGAAAUCCUUUUUUGAUUGACAGCUAAACAAGCGAAUCAGCGAUCUUGAAGAAUAAAACAUCUGCCAGAGCAUUUUCCAAGUUAUUCAUUCCGUUGUUCUUAACUGCUCCAGAGACUUAACCGAUCCUCAGCAACUUUUGUCUUUGUUAAAAACGACUGCCGUUGUGUUUGGCGACUCUGUCCUGUUACAUACUAAUAAACAAAUACAAUUAUGAUGUAGGCCAGAAAAAUGAGCUUCCCCUCCUUGAAAGACCAGCAGCCGCCACUGGGCUGUUGGUACAAAAGAUCUUCUAAAUCUAAACAAAAAUCUAAAUCUAGUGUUUAUGAAUUAAAUCUGACAAAAAUAUCACUUUCUGAUGGCACCAGGAACAGCAUUGAGGAUUUUUUCAAGUCUCAAUUAAUUGGGAGAGCACCAAACUCAGAAUUUCUGGUUUAUCGCUGACCAGUUAAUGGCAAAAAAAAAGGGUGAUGAGCUGGUGGAAAACAGAAUGGUUGGACUUGAAAGUAAGACGUGGAGUUUAAUGUCCCAUUCAGAUAAUUUUUUUUAACUUAAGUGUUCUCAGUGGUCUUUAAAUUGUGAUUAUGAAGCUUUUACCAAAAAUCGUGUUACCUGUGUUAUUUUCAAGGACUUUUCUUCUGCACAGCUCCAGUAGCUCAUUAGCAAUUCGCCUCUGAGUCGUGGGUGUAGUCAGCGCUGCUUCGCACACUCGUCUUCACGUUAGCUUGCAGCCUAACAUUACUGGUGUAGUAGAAGUGGCAGGUAACAUAGGAGCAAUUCAGCACUCAGACACUAAUGUCUUUAGGGACACAAUGAAAGCUAAAAUCAUAAUUUGCUUUCUUACGAGCAUUACGCAAACGCUUGUUCCGUGAUCAUCCUCUGUAUUUCUCUGAGCCUGGCCUGCAUGGCGGGGCGGAGCUUGGAUUGGUUACAUAUGAAAUCUCACUGUUUCUGGCCCUGCCCUUUGGGUCUGCCAGAGAUUCACAGCGAUUUGAUUGAAGAAAUACUCAGAGAAGCUAUUUCACAUUUAGUUUUUUCAUGAUAUGUCCUGUAGCGUCAGAAAAAUGUCAUAUGAACAUAUAAAAAACAUGAUUUUCAUCGGAGUGGGUCUUCAAUGUGAUUCGUAAUACUGAGGCAGGCUAAUGUUUAGACUUUGCCAUGAAUAGAAAUUAUGUUAACUGUAUGAAAGAAUAAUUCAGUUUUAAAGCAAGAAAAAAAUCUUUGCAUCAAUUAGUGUCUACUUGAUUCUAUCUUUGGUUGGUAUCCAGUAGAUAAAGACCGAUGAUUAUUCCAUCUGUAACGUAUUUGUGGGUAAGAUAAUUAUGUAUUUUAUAGUUAAAAGUACAUGGAAUAAUGAAUCUGUGCCGACUCCUAUUUGUCAAAUGCAAAACAACAACAACAAAACUGUGAUAUUGGCCUUGCAUAUUGUCAAUCUGCAUUGACCCACAGAAAGCUGUGACUGGUGGACCACUGGCCCAGUAAUAAAAACGGUAAUAUAUGGUAAGUCAGGAUGUGGUGACACAAGGACCUGAUGUGGAGCUAGCUAUACAUCAUCCCAUACAUAGCUAAUUAAGCCCUGACCUCUCCAAGAUAGGGACACUUACAUAUAAAUCUGCAUGACAUGAACCUAACUAUCAUGAACAUUAGAAUUACUCUACUGGAGAAGGCUGACCUAAAGACCAGCCAUUCUCUGGGGGGUUCACUCCGGGUAGCUGAUGAGCUGUCCACGGGUUUAAACAGACUAUGAGGAAACGAGAUUCGUUAAUCUAAAGAAAGACCGAGCACACAGGAUAAAGUCCCAGGGAUGCUGAACUUUGCACCAGCAGUCAUGGUAGGAUGCAUGCUCAUUAGAUUAAUUGGUGGGAAUGAACUGAAUGUUGUGGUUAACAUUGCAAACACUAUACAAGGUCUCAAGCUACCUAUCUAUUGAAUAUGUUAGCAGCAAAAAAGCAAAAAUUUAACAUCCUCCUCUCCUGUUUGCAUCAGUUUAAACCUUGAACAUAAAAUGUUAGUUUUGUUCACUCGAGUGUAUUUUUCUGCUUUGAUCUGCUGAACCUUAUCACAGGACCUUUGGUUUCUUUAAGCAGACAUCAACUCAUCCAGAGAGAACAUCUGUAAUGUCUGUGGCUCAUAAGGGAGCUUUCCAAAGUGUGAGAAAAUAACCUCGAUGAUGCCAUAGAGACGUUAUCAGGUUUUUUUUUUCUGACUUGGCCUUAAGUCAUUGAUGUAGCCUGCGUUACAAACCCUGGGCUGUUAAAUUUGAAAGACAGGGGGGAUUUAGGAGGCAGGGAGCUGAGGAGCUCUGAUGAAAGAUGCUAUGUAGUUUCAUUACGGGAUGUGAAAGAUUUACGGUUUUCUCACAGUCUUUGCUGCUUCAGUUUUGACCAGUCUUUGUAUCAUGUGUCUCUUGCAUUUUAAAAAUAUAGAUCUGUUUGAGAACAUUCCCCAAUAGUUUAUAGUCGGGCGGCAGUAGCUCAGGAGGUAGAGCAGUCGUCCAAUAACUGGAAGGUUGGCGGUUCGAUUCCCCCCUAUCCCAAGUCUGUCUGUUGUGUCCUUGGGCAAGACACUUAACCCACCUUACUCCCAGUAUGUGUCCUCCACUGGUGUAUGAUUGUGAGUGUUGUGUGGUGGUGGUCGGAGAGGCCGUAGGCGCAAAAUGGCGGCCACUGUGACUACUAAGGUAGUUUACCACCACCAAAGUGUGACUGUGUGAGCGAAUGAAUGAUGUAUCCAAUGUAAAGCACUUUGAGGGUCUCUGAUAAAGCGCUGUAUGAAAUCUGAUGCAUUAUUAUUAGUUUAAAAAUAAUAAUACUGUUAAAUAGAAACUGUAUUAAAGAGAAGAUUUUGCGUCCGUAUGUGCUUUUAUUCUGUUACUAAUCUAGCACUGAAAUAAUCUUUAGUAACUUAAUUACUUUUGUGAGCCGCACCAUAUUUUAAAAAAGCUAAAACACCCAGUCUACUCACUUCCAUUGACCUCCACCUAUGUGUUAAACCAAGGUCAGACAGUCAUGAAAGCUUUAAGUAGCAAACGCAGCAGUAUGGUCUUGACAGUUUUCUAUUUGGGGGUAAAAAUAACAUCUGCAGUCUUAUCAAAACAAGACGUUUCUGUUUCCUUGACGAUGAUGCAGAUGGUGUCUGAAAUUUUGUGAGUUUGUGUCUUAUAUCCUGUCUAUUUGAAACGGCUUUCUGUUUGAUCAUGUGCUAGAAAUAGUAAAACUGACCAUUAAAUGAAGAGGAGAAAGUGAGUAAAUUUGGAUUUAAAAGGCUCAUUAAAUUUAUUUUGACAUAUUCAGACGGGUCCAAAUUUCAAGGUGUUGAAAGCUACUUUACAUCUUCUAUGGAUGGACUUGCUUUUUCUUCUGCCUCGUCUUGUAAUGGAGGACCUUUCUGAAUCUUGCAUCUUUAGUUCUUUGUGCUCAUUGCCAGGAUGUUGUGUGUGUGUGUGGGCUGUGAGGGACUUAACUCAUGAAAUCACGUGCGCUUAUACAAUGCUGGUUGUUGGUAGUUUGUGCAUUUUGGUGUGCAGCCAGUGGCUGAUGGGAGUUUUGUGUUGGAGUUGACAUUCACAGCAGAAACAAAGCUGGAGAAUUUAUUCAGCAAUAUUUUAAAUAUUUAUUUUAUUUUUGUGUGUGUGCGAGCCCAGAUAUAGAGUAGAUGUCAGAACAUUGAGAGGAGAUGUGAGGGAAAUAAAAAUAAUCAGUGGAGGUGACUGUGAAGAAAGAUGGCCACAACUGACAGAUUUCCUGUCCUUGUUAUCAAAAAGUAAAAAGUUGAUGUUUCUUUCCUUUAUGUCGAUGCUAAGAGGUACUGGUCACCGGUAUUUGGCUCAAAUAUGACCCCCCUAAAUCAGGUUCCAAGAGGUAACAAGCAAUUAUGUGCUUUCACCUUUGUUUGGUUGUUUAUAUUUUGCUCAUUUGAUAUUUUUUUUGUGCUUGAGUAAACCUGAAAUAAAAUCCACCAAAACUCCCUCCAUAUCUUUUUACCUUUGUUGGAAACAUAUUCAUAGUUGGGCUCUAAAGUAAAUAAAUAUUACUUCUUUGAUAGAAACAGGUAUAAAGACCUAAAAUCCCCACUGCACAGCUUUUAGCUUCACACCACAGAGGAAACAAACACAGUUAGCAACUAGCUAGUCACAGCUGACAGAAAAUGAGGCAAAGAGACUAAACUUCGACUAAAACAUUCAUUCAAGAGGUCAUUGGGAUAACUUCAAGUAAGAGAUAUCAUAAUGCAGUUGGCUAACAUGAUUAUCACAGGGGGUGGAAGUAGGAUAAGGCUCUAGCAGGUACUCUUUCUCUGCAUUUUGUUUUAUUUCUGCAUUAAGAUUAAAGCAGCUGUCUCUUUAAAAGUUCCCUCCUUCCGCAAAAGGCGGGAGGCGGUCCCCAGCGCCUAGGCAACCAGCGUCCAAAAGUGCGCACUGAGUGCUCCCACCUCUGGAGUUUGUUUGUUUGGAGAAGCAAAUACAACUCACUCGCAAGCAGCAUAAUCCUAUUGGAUUACUACGGUUAGAAUGCAGAGUGCAGACUGACUCAUGGAAACAAAGUUAGCAAAUGUAGCCUACAUAUAUUGCAGGGGUGAAAGUUUGGGUACCGCUGUGCACCGGUUGUAAAUUGCUGUAUAUGUCUUCCCGGUACGGCGUACAGCUGCGUACUGGCUUAGCUUUCACCCCUGGGUUAGCAGAAGUUAUAAGGCAAUACUCUUUCACCAGCUUGUCAUUUUUUUAUUUUUCUGUUUUCAACAACUGUAUCUGUAUAUUUUAAGACACAAUUGAUCUUAAAAAGUCAUUGGAGUCGAUGGAUUUAAUUAACAAUGCGGUAGACCUGAAAAAGAUUGUGAAUAAUAGACUCACAGUCUGUGGUUUGACAAAUACAGGAUCCACAUCCACUUGAGAUCUGUGGUCUGUGAAUGUUUGUUAUUGUCUGAAGACCAGCUCUAAAAGACGAAAUAUUCAGGCGUCUUACCGUGAGAGAAACAGUUCCGGCUCUACAAAAAUAUCUGUGAGAGUCUCUUAGGGAAGAACGUUUUUAUCGCGGAUUUGAAAAGCCUAGAGGUUAAAUUAAGCAGCUUUGGGGCCACAUGUGACACCUCUGCUCUAAAAUGCCCCUUAAUUGAAGGCCUUAACUCCCACAGCACGGUGGAUGCUUUGUUUCUCCUGCCUCAUUAGUUUCUCUAAAUUUGGACCUCAGCAAGAAAUUGUAUUCGCAUCAAGCCAUCCUGGCAGCCGCACGAGGUUUAAAAGCUAUUUAUGUACGUAGAGAAUAAUGCAGGAGAGAUCUGUGUGUUAGUCUUUGCUUUGGAGUUAUCCUCUGACAGAAUUAUGAUGAUGAGUGUACAAAGCUGAUUACCUGGCUUUGCUCACAUUCACUGGCUCUCUCUCUCUCUCUCUCUCUCUCUCUCUCUCAGGUGUUGUCUGCUGCUUUUUUUUGCAAUCCUGGUUGUCAUUUGCUGAAUAUUGUACACAAUUCUGAAUCAUACUAAAUCCCAGCAGAUAAAUGAUACUUGGUUUUAUAAAGAUGUGGGUUUUAAGAUAAUGAAUGUACAUCCGAGAAUAAGUCAAGUUAAUGUCUUUUCGUUAAUAAAUCGAAGCAUGUUUUUAUUCCUUUAUUUCUCGGGUAUUUAAUAGACAGUGUUUAUGUUGCAUCAUCACAGCUUCCUUUGAAAACAAACACUCGCUCUCUCACACACACACACACACACACACACACAUAUCUUUUUCCUUUGUUUGUGCUUGUGUGACAGUCAGUCUGUGAUGUCUCUCCACAGGAUAAUGCACUGGGCCCGGCGCAUCGAGCAGGAGAUUGACAGAGUGUUUCAGCACAUCACUGGAGCUCAGCAGUUGAAAGGGGUGAGUGUGUUGCUCUCUCUUUUUAUAGUAUACAAGUCUUACUCAUCGGAGCGCUGCAUUAAUAAAAUAAAAAAAUAAAAACAUGCAAUGAGCGGAGAGCUUAGUGCGCAAAAAUGCUUUUAAUCCAUCAAGUUUAUCAGCCAAAGCUAAGCAGCUGCAUUAAGAAGGAAAAAAGAAAAAACAUGAUGCUAUUUCUGGGGCUGAUAAACACGACUUUGUUCCCUCUAGACAGAUAUAAAAGUCUCUGUUGUACCUCUUAAUUUUAUCACUUUACCGAACAUAUACUCAGUUCUUCAGAUGCCUCGCCAAGUUUUUUUUCUGGCACCUUUUGUAGUGUUUGCAGUAAUUAUCAAUCUCGCACACAUUGUAUGAUUCCUACAAAGCGUCACAUACGCCUGAACACACGCCUACUGCGGUUACAUUUAGAAAAUCUGGCAUCAUGUUUCCUAAAGUCAUGAGCCUAAUAACACCUACAUCCAUGAAUACUAAUUCAAAUAUUUCAUAAGAUAACCGGAUAUGCUUCUGUUUUAGUGAUGUGAUACAUUUUUACAUUGUCACGUAUUUUCUAAUCACACAAAGGUCAUUUCACAAAGGUUGCCUGAUUUGUUUAAUUCGCUGAUAGAUCCUGCAAAUGAGAAACCUGGACACCUUACUUAGGGUGACCAUAUUCUGACUUUCCAAAAAGAGAACAGGACGAUACAGGGGCGGAGUCACAGUGUCAAUGAAGUUAAUUUUGAGAGUUUUUCGGGUCUGAUGGAGUGUCCUUUACACGCUUCUAACUCAGUAAGUCCACGUAACACAAACUCGAAACUUACACACAAAGCCGCAGACAUUUGAAGGACCUUAUAAACCUCCCCGGACAAACCUGGACAGCUCGGACAGCCCCCCAAAAAGGGGACAUGUCCGGGUAAAAGAGGACAUAUGGUCACCCUACCUUACUUUCUUAGUUUCCUGUGAGAUUAAGCUCAGUGUAAACUAAUUCCAGUGGAGAAUAUGGAUUAUAAAAAGAAAGACGAACAUUUUAAUGAGGUUUAAUUUAUACUGAGCUGGUGGUUAUGUGAAAUAGAACCCAGACAGGAUGAGACAAAACCCAGAAACAAAGCAGGAUCUCCACCUGCUCACUAUACAUUAUAUACACUACUUACUACCUGGCUACCAACUGAAGAUACAAACAAGUUGAUACAAAGUAUGAAUCUCAACAUGUUUCAUUAAUUAAACUUGUAUUUAAAUGUACGGUUAAUGAAAGGUCCAUCAGAUCAUAUCAUCAAAUUCAAAUUAAACUGAACAGUGACAGUCUCAACAUAAUCCUGCUUUACUGUAAUAAUCACAUGAACGUCAAAAUAUUUAUUUACCAUAAAGUCUAAAUAUUUGUAUUUUUCUGUUGGCAGUCUUAACUGACCCUGAGACCUGAGGACCUCUUCUCCGAAACUCUCCUGUUGAAGUGUAGACUGAUGAUCAUCCUUUGACGAUAUUCAGCAUUUGCAUUUGACCCUAAAGGUGGUCAGUAGAAUUAAUCAACUACCAUUUAAGCUCUGAUGCAAGAGUGUUGUAUCUCCUGGGUGUGCUUUUGCUCACCACUCUGCCUUUCCAAAUGUCCUACCCAUGACUCUAUCUAAUUGACUUGAUGGCAUAUGACUGUGACUUUACCAAACUGUUAAGUGUAUCAUUUUGACAGUUCAGUUUUGAUAAGAAAAUCUGUUAAAGGCAUUUCAACCAAGUUUUGAGUUGGAGAAAAAUACUCAGUGACCAGUUCAGAAAUUUCUUGGCGUAAUUGUUGUUUAUGUAAAAAAUAGUUGAUUACAAUCAUUAAAUACAAAAACGUGAAACUGGAUUGAUCUUUCUGUACACCUGAGUUUUGGGUUCAUCUGAUGUGAUUUUCAAACUGAUCCACUUAAACAAUUCUCUUCUCAAAUCCAAAACACGAUCAAGACUAUUGUGCUUCCUGGCUGUAACAGGUGGCUUGUCAUCGUGAAGGGUUGUCCCUGAAAAGGCAAAUGCCAAGAAACAGGACCAGAGUUCAUCUGUAGGGGGCAAGAGAGGCCCGCUCUGAGAGAGGUAGUGUGGGGGUCUUCCCUCAGCAGAGAGCUGUCGCUUGUGUCCUCUCUGUUUGUGUCACAGCUGAGCAGAUGGUCAGCCUGCAGCCUGCACACAUGCCUUCAUGUGAUACUCACUUAUUCAUUCCCUCUACAUUAAUCCCUCCAUCCUCCUGAAAUGCGGUGGGAUCUGGGAAAGAAAUCGCUCAGUGCAGUUUACCCUUGUUAAAGAAACAAGUCAUUUGAAUUGAGUGGUAGUCAUCCUCAACCUGUAAGAAAGCAUGAAUUUACAGUUUUAAGCUCUUUAGACAGCUAUUACUUUCAUAUCAUUUGGCUGUACUGUGUGUGCUGUAUUUCUUUUGAGUUUAGCCGGUUCUCUAUCUCAUCGGUAAUGAUGCUCAUUUGUUCAAAAACAAAAUAUUACCCUGAAGAUUGGGCUAAUGGGAAUUCCAGUAGGCUGCGAUCACAGGAUCACAGAACAUCAGAACAAGCUCUGCCAUAGUUUCCCUGCAGAGAGAGUAGUGCCACCAAAGUAGUCAUUCUUGAAUCAAUCAAUCAAUCAAUCAACGUUAUUUCUAUAGCACAUUUUAAAAAUUACCACAAGGGUAGUCAAAGUGCUGUACAAUGAUACAUAAAACAAAUAACACAAAGAGCAAGAUAAAGUGAGCAGAAAUACAUUAAUGCAAGGGGAUAAAUAAGUAAAAUAAAUAAGCAGGCUCACGGCAGGUGCUAAAAUGAUAAAAAACAAAGUAACACUAAAAAGUAUCAAAAGCCAAGGAGUAAAAGUGUGUUUUUAAAAGGGAUUUAAAAACAGGAAAUGAGGAGGCCUGUCUAAUAUUCAAGGGCAACUCGUUCCAGAGCUUCGGGGCAGCAGCAGCAAACGCUCUGUCCCCUCUGAGCUUCAGCCUUGUAUAUGGGACCGUCAGUAGCAGCUGAUCGGCUGAUCUUAAGGGUCGGGGUGGGCAGUAAGGCUGGAGCAUUUCAGAAAUGUAAGGUGGAGCAAGAUUGUUCAGGCUUUUAAAAACAAAUAUUAAAAGCUUAAAAUGAAUUCUGUACUGUACAGGGAGCCAGUGUAAGGAUGCCAGGAUGGGGGUGAUGUGCUCACGCCUGCGGGUCUGGGUGAGGAGACGUGCAGCAGAGUUCUGCACAAGCUGCAGGCGGGCAAGGGAAGCCUGGCUAAUCCCUACAUACAGAGAGUUACAGUAGUCAAGACGGGUAGUUAUAAAAGCAUGGAUUAAUUUUUCCAGGUCAGGUCUUGAUAAAAUAGGCUUCACCUUGGCUAUUUGACGUAGCUGAUAAAAACUUUUUUGUACCACCCCGCUGAUCUGUUUCUCAAAUUUAAAAUCAGGGUCAAACUUAACUCCCAGGUUAGUGACGACCUCUUUAAGGUAGGGUGAGAGGGAGCCUAGGUCGAUGUUGGGGGGGUGGCCUCCACUUGGUCCAAACAUCAUUACCUCGGUCUUGUUCUCAUUUAGACUGAGAAAGUUAAAAGAAAGCCAGGCUUUAAUGUCCUUAAGACAGUUGGUGAGUUGCUGGACUGAGUUGGAGUUGUUCUGUGCAAGUGGAACAUAGAUCUGACAAUCAUCAGCGUAAAAAUGAAAGGAGAUGCCAUGUUUCCUAAAAACAGAACCAAGGGGGAGUAAAUAAAAGGCAAACAAAAGAGGGCCAAGGAUUGAGCCUUGGGGGACCCCAUGUGGGAGGGGAGCUGUUGACGACACAGAGUUGUCAAGUUUAACGCAGAAACUUCUGUCCCUUAAAUAAGACCGGAACCAGUCCAGGGCAACACCCUUAAUGCCCACACAGUGCUCCAGGCGAGAGAUUAAAAUGCUGUGGUCAACAGUGUCAAAUGCAGCAGACAGAUCUAAGAGCACAAGGACAACAAACUUUCCAGAGUCUGUUGUCAUUAGAAUAUCGUUUGAAACCUUUAAAAGUGCUGACUCUGUGCUGUGGAGAGCUUUAAAACCAGACUGGAACAACUCUGUGAUACCAUUAUCUUCCAAAAAUGGUAACAAUUGAUUGUAGACCACCUUCUCUAAAAUCUUGGACAGAUAUGGAAGAUUUGAGAUGGGUCUGAAACUGGCACAGAGGGAUGGGUCAAGGCCGGUUUUUUUAAGUAGAGGCCGUACUACAGCAUGUUUAAAAUCCUUAGGUACUGUACCAGAGGAGAGGCUACUGUUAACAAUAUUAAGGACACUUGGUCCAAUAGUAGCAAGUACCUCUUUAAACAAGCGAGGGGGGAUGGCAUCAGCAGGGGAACCAGAAGGCUUCAUAUGGCCGACUAUGUCCUUUAAAAUAGAGAGGGACACAGACUCAAAUUUGGCAAAGACAGAUGUGGGGUGCAGAGGGGCAGAAAGGUCAUAUGAAGGUUGAGAGAUACAGGCUCUGGUUGACAUAAUUUUAUCAGUGAAGAAGUGGAGGAAUUUUUCACAGAUUUCAGUGGAGGAAUCAAAACCAAGAGACUUGGGAGCCUCAAGGACAGUGUUUAUGGUUUUGAACAGAGCUCUGGGGUUGUUACAGUUAAAAGCAAUUAAUUCUGAGAAGUAUUUAUUCUUCUCGGCUUUUACAAUCCUCUGAUAAUUCCUCAGACUAUCUUUAAGGAUGCCAAGAGACACGUGCAGUCUGUCAUUUUUCCACCUGCGCUCCGCCCUCCUGCACUCACGCCUGGCUGCACGAGUGACGUCGUUCAACCAGGGCUCGGGUGUAGGUUUGGUGCGCCGGGUCUUCAGAGGAGUGAUCGUGUCCAGUGUUUGUAGACAGGUGGAGUGAAAUCUCAGUACCAGUUCCUCAGUAUCCAAACACACAGGGGCUGCAGAGUCAUCCUCGCAGAGACCAACGUAGGUGGAAGAGAACAGAGCAGGCGAGGAAGAGUUAAACAUGCGACGCGGUUUAGGUGGAGCGCGCAGUUUAACCGGACACUGAGUGGGGAUGUCAAAUAAAAUCGGCAUAUGGUCCGAGAAAACAGCGUCACAAAUGACAAGGUUAGACACACACAGACCAUGCGAGAGCACCAGGUCUAGUGUGUGCCCGAGAUUAUGUGUAGAACCGGACACAGACUGCACGAAGUUAAAAGAGUCAAUGAGAUUUAAAAAGCUCCUGGAGACCGGCUCUUCAGGGCAACAAGUGUGAAUAUUAAAAUCACCAACAAUAAGGACACGGUCGUAUUUCGGCAGAAUUUCGGCCAGAAAUUCAGAAAAGUCACUUAUAAAAUCCUUAUUGUACUUGGGUGGUCGAUAAAUGACGGCGCACAGGACAACAUGAGAGCGGCCCAGUUCAAACAAGCUCAUUUCAAAACUUGCAAAGGAGAAUUUCAGGCUGAUCUGCCGGCAUUUAAAGUUGCUUUUAAAAAUAACUGCUAUUCCACCUCCUUUUCGACCAGACGACCGCGGGGAAUUAAAAUAGCAGCAAUCCGGUGGACAGAGUUCAAUAAAAGGGCUGGACUCACCGGUACUCAACCAUGUCUCAGUUACACAGAGAAAAUCCAAUCCACGGGACAUGAAGAAAUCCUUCAGAAUAAAAGUUUUGUUUGCCAGUGAUCUGGCAUUGACAAGGCCGAACCUGGUAGAAAUCGGCACGCCCGAGGCAUCGGCUGAUCGUGGAGCCCGACACAGGGCCCGUAGAUGGCGGGGAUUCACCUCACGCCGGCGAGGACGAGGAGAGCAGGGGCCGCGGGGACGGGUUACCUCACCCGAACCGACGACAGGUACCAGCCAGGAGUCGACAGGGUCCAGCGAACGUAGAUGAAAAAAGAGACCAGAUCCCACUCCAUUUCUCCUCAGGGGAACAGCGGAAGAUCGAGCCAAGAGAGCCUUAACUUUCACCAGCUGGCCGCUGCGUUUGCCACGGCGGCGCCGGCGUUUACGCCGGGGAAGUGGAGCGAGGGUGCGGCGAAGGUGAGCAGGUAUCCCGGGGAGUUGAAACAGUUUAAAAGUCGUGUGACCGCAGUGAUCAGGAUCUAAUUUCACCGAAUCCUUGGCAGAGGGGCGAAGAUCCAGCAGGGUUUGGCGGUCGUACACAAACAGUGAGCUGACAUUAUUUAUGACGGUAGACACAAACAGCAGCACAAACACAAACAGCGCUGACAGCGAGAGACGGCAGGCCACACACACCGGCGCCAUCUUGGAUCAGAGUGGGUUUUGAACACCCACUCUGAUUGUUUUCUUUUCAUGACUUAAAGUGUUAUCUGUGGUCUUUAAAUUGUGAUAACGACGUUUUUAGCCACAAUCACUCUACCUUUCUGGGUUAAGCUCCGCCCCCUGGCAGAGCAGGGUGCCAGGGGGCGGAGCUUGGAUUUGUGACAUAGAAAAUCCUACUGUGUCUGAACCUGCUGUUAAAGUCUGCCAGAGGUUCACAGCAAUUUGAAUGCAGAAAUAUUCAGAAAUGCAACUUUGCUCUAAGUUUUCUCAUGAUGUGUCCUGUAGCAUCAGAAAAAUGCCAUAUGAACAUGUAGACAAGAAAAACAUGAUUUUCAUCAGAGUGGGUCUUUAAAGAGUGUUGUUCUCAACGCUAACCAAAUCCAUUUCUAGCUGACUAUAGCUAAUACUGUUGAUUGUGUAAGUAGACUACAGAAAGAAACUCGACUUUCUACUUCUCUGUAACAAAAUGUUAGAAACUAACAGCAGCUUGUAUUUCAUGUCCAAACAAAAGAGCCAAAAUUCAAAGUUAAACCUCUGCAUGAAGCGCUAUGCUCUGCACCCAGCCUUGAAGUUGGAGGAGAGGAUGAUUAUUAUAUGGAAGCUGCUUUAUUUCAGAAAGAAUUUCGUUUAUUCCAGACAGGUACUUAUCAGCACUUAUCAGUCAGCACACACUUCACAGAAACACUCCUGUCUUUACUGCAUGUCUAUAAAGCAUCUGCUCAGGGCAUCAUUUUAGGAACGCCAUGUACGUAGUUCAUUUACAGAAGUUGAUGUAUGAAGAGAGGCUGUCAUACAGUAAAUACACAGGUCAUAAAACACAUUCACGUAGGUCACUGUCUCCUUUUCUGUCGUGUUUCUCUCUGUACUUCACGAGGAGAGGGUGAUGCCCUGAAAACACACACCACACAGCUUAUAUCGAGAUACUGUUGGUGCCUUGGCCUGUGUAUAUCUGAUGAUUAUGAACCUCUUGAACUCCCAAUCCCCAUAGUGUCUGCAUGCAGUAAUAUACAGCCGGUAUAUUUAUGUAGUGAGAGUACAUCAUAUAACAAAAGGUUCCCGACUGUUUCUGAAUGUCGCACGUGAGGCCGUGACAUUUUCUCUGUCCUUCGACUUGAAGACAGACGCAAUGUGAGCAUAUGGAAACAGACACGGCUUCGUUUUGACAGUUACCAUCCCUCCUUUGCAACACAGUGUUUAUUUUAAUUCUCUGUCUUCGCAGAUUGUAGCUCUCUGCUGUACGCAUUCAGAUCUUCGAUUGUAGUCUUUUCAUUCCUGGAGUUACUGGGUGUUAAAUGUUUCAUUAUAUGUUUUGAAAGCACUGUCAUUCAUUUUUCUUUCACAAUCUAUCUUGUUGCUAUGUCUUUGUAUGGAGGUAAACAAGAAGAUGAUAGUAACAUACCCAUGAAUAUGACUGCUAUCUUUCCUCGGCUGAGAGAGUAAAUGCCAAGGUUUUGUUUAUGUCUUUGAGAAACUCAUUUCAGAAUCAUAAUACAUUUCUAUGUGAGUAAAUUGCAUUAAUAUUAUACCGUCUAGGUUUGGAUGUAAGACUCAUGUAGAAGAAGAAAUGUAACCCUGCGUUCUUACUAUCUAAAGCUGCAAACAAAGAUUGGCUUUACAAAUUCAGGAGCUUUACUUAUUCAAUUUUGUCAGCAGAAGAAAUCCAUUUUUAAAAAGUACAGAUUUGAAAAUGAUUGUCUUCAAACAUCACAGGAAACCACGCAGCUACAACUACCCACACAGAUCUGCUACACUAAUGGUAAUGCCGAUUUGUGUUAAGUCAGCUAAGACAAUAUGUGAAAGGUUACAGUAAGUCAAUAGCAGGAUGUGAGGUCAGCAGAAAUAGACUUAAUAGAAUGAUGGUGCAGCUGUUAACACCCUUGACAUUUUCCUCUUUGUCCAUAAAAAAUUAACAGAUCUACAACGAGGAGAGGAGACGGUUCAGUCUGGUGAAGAAUCAGCCGCGGAAGAUUGUGGAGAAAGUGGCCGCAGAUAUAGAGAAACUUCUGGCCAAGAAACGCAAAGCACUUGAUGUGAGUGUACUCCAGUAAGGGAAAUAUGAAACGCUUUACGGACAUGACUGACAGAGACGAGUUAUUACCCCUCCAGUUUUCCCCUUUUGCCAUUUACCAUCAAAUAUUAUAAAGGAAUGCAAAAAUAAAACGAUAUGAGGUGUGCAGUUUUUAAUCAUAGUUAUUUUUCAGAGAAGAUUUACUACUAAACUUAAUUACUGGAGACAUUUUAUUCUUACGUUUAAUUUAGAGUGUAGUCUACCAGCUGUAUUUUUGUUGUAUUUUUCAGAUGUGAUUGAGAUCCAUUGGGUGACUCUGACAAUUUGGUUUGUUUCAUCUUCAGGACUGAAAAAAAAAAAAACUUUGCUGACAAAGCAAACACUUCCUGCAACACUUGCAUUUAAGGUUUAAGGAGACAGGGCCAGAGGAUUUACAUAGAGCUUGCCAACAUUUAUUUAUACAGUAUCAAAGAUCUGCUUGUGUUGUUUAUCUCUUUAAAUUUAAGGCUCAUCUGCAGGUUGACUUUAGCAUGCAGAUAUUCUUUUAUGUUGUUUUAAUGGAUGGCUAAGAGCACACUGGCUAUAAGACAGCUGUUGUUAGAACUUUAAAAACUAUAUUAUUUACAGAAAUCUGUUUAACUGAAUGCAUAUUUUCUUAUGGUAUGCAGAGAUGCCUUAUUUGUGAAUGAAAUGUGUAUAUUUAAUGAUUUUUUUACUCUAUUGUGAUUGUUUCUCUGCGUUUUUCACAUUCAGAGGUUAGCGAGUGAAGCGGAACGGCUCCAGCGAGAGCAUCUUUGGCAGGAUGGUAUCAAGGUAAAACUUCAAACAUUAAACAGUGACAUGUCUGCUGUGUGAUACCCAUGGACUGUAUAUACUAUGGACAACUUGGUUUUGCCUUCACCUGUAUAUGGAUAUGAAGCCGAAAAGCUCUCGGUAAUUCUGCGUUUUUUCUUCACUUCCUAAAACCAACAUUGCACAGUAGUGUUGUACGCAUUCGGCGGGAGAGUUGCCGAGAGUCGCUGUGAUGACACUUGGCUCAAACAGCGUAUCCCCUGGCUUGGCUGCGUAAUCUUCAUACGCCCAUAGGCUGUAUCAGGUGUCAAUCAUAGAAAACAUGAACCCCCUAAUAACGUUUAAAAAUGGAGCUGUACAGAAAAAAGAGGACUUGAGCACAAACUAGUCUUACAGUAACUACAUGUCAACAUCACAACCAGGGAGGAGAAAAAUUUAUAUUUUGUGUAAUAAAUUUCUAAAGUUUGUCCACAGCUCCAUAGGGAUUGCUGGUGGAGGUGGGAUUUAUGACCUGUACUGCAGCCUGUCACCAGAGGGUGCUGUUCUCGGGGUGUCUUCACCCAGCGAGGAGGCAGACGGCGUCCAUUCUAUAUACAGUCUAUGGUGAUAACACAUAAAAAUGAGAGGUGCUCUAGUAUCACGAUAAUGACAGAAACACCUUAAGCUUCCCAAACUGAAAUAUCUAGUCCAAGAAAAACUUUACUUUUUUGUUAGAAUAUAGACUAGAAUAUAUAUAUAAGUGAUUAUCACAGCUUUCUAGGUGUAAUCAUCAAGUGUUGAUAUGUAACACAGUAUUCUACCUGAUUUAUUUAAUUCACAUCCCUUUAUACGCAGCUUUCUCGCGUGUUCAGGCACCCCUCCAAAAAAGGACCCCUAGGGCUUUAUAAACUAUAGACACAAAAACAGGGCUCAGGUGAACACAACUCUCAUGCAGUUUCCACUGGCACAAGUUUUUUUUCGCCUAUUUCGUAAUUACAAAACAAAAAGGCUGAAAAAAAAUGUACACUUCGGUUCUGAAUGUCAGCAGCUGUCCUGGGAAUGUGAUCUGAAAUGAAACAUCUGUCAAACAUUUUUAAUGAAGCGUUCUCUCUCCUGCCAAAGCAAUUUUAUCUCCCUGUUGAUGUUUACAUUUAUCAAAGAAUAAUGUUUUUUGUGCAUGCCAGCUUAUUAAUAUAUUCUUUUAACAAAAAAGAACAAAAAAACAGAUGCUGUAAAACACAUUUGAUAAAAAGUCUACCCAUGUGAGGUCUUUGUUUUCUCUGUUUUCAAUUACAGGAGCAUAACUGCGCCAGUUCUCAGUUUACAUUUAUCUGCCCCUAAAGUGUUUACAUCAAAUAUUUGUUAGCUGUGAUCGUCUCUAACUUGGAGACCUAUUAGAGUAUAAGGUCAGAGCUACCUCACCUAUAAUGUGGUCCAGGCUGAUGGCUUUACUUAAGGUGAAAUGGAGUCCAUGGGUCCUUUAAGGCUGCACAUUUGAAGAGGCAUAUAUCAGGCUGCACAUUUGAAGAAGGAUAUAAAUAAAAGAUAAAAAUAAGUCAAAACUCACACACAGUUUGGUUUGCAGAGGCAGGAACACCCUCAAGCCUUCAGUGGAUUAUGUUCACUUGUCAGUCCUUCUGCUCUGAACCGACUCCAUGGCACAGACACACACAGACAGCUCUGAAAAUCCACCGAAAGUGAAGCUCUAUUUCUUUUCCUGAAAAGUGUUUUUUUUUUGUCUGCUGUGGAUUUUUCUCCCUCUGCAGUUCUACAGUCGCACAGUUUGUUUAGCUGUGAGUGAUUGUGUCAUAGAAGUUCAAAUACAUAGUUUGUUAAAAGUUUUACAAUCAGAAAAGUAAACCGUGUUGAAAAUUAACUGUAAUAGGGAAGACCCGGUCAGUUUUGAAUGCAUGUGCAACACCGGAAAAUUAUACAACAGAACUCAAAUAGCAGAAAUGUCAUUUACAUGGAGCCACUGAUGUAAUCUGGAGCAGAUGGACAUGUCUCAGAGCACUGUGACUCUGAAUGAGGUGACCUGGGAAAAAAAAAAUUACAUUUUCACUCGUCAGCUGAGUGGAAAUCUCAUGGAGCGCUCAGCUGGCUCUGAGCGUACUCAGGCGAGCGCUUCUGUUGAGUCCCACACAUACCGGCGCACCACAUUUCCACUUGAUCUGCUCCAUGUGCUCAGCUGCAUAAGACCGGGUUAACCUCAGCGUCUUGUGUCCGUCGCUGAGGCUCUGAAUCCCUCUGUCACUUUCAAAGGUGCGGGUGGUUUUACAUGUUCGAACCCCUUUAUCGGUGACGGUGCAACCUCCCCCUCACCGAAAAAAUGAUUCUACAGCAGGCCACAAGCCUCAAGAUAUCUCACAGUGAAUCAUCGUUUACAGUCUUUCAGGGAAUCGAUACGAUGAUUAAUAUUUAUCUGGCUCUAAAAUACUAAUAAUUGAAUUCAGUUUAAAUCUAAAUAUGUAGGUGGACUUAAUGUUCUGAUAAAGACAACAGUACAAAUUGUAAAAGUCUAUAAUUUUCACACAGUAAAUAAGAUCAAUCAAAACUGUCAUUUUAAAAGGAGAAACUUAUACCAGUGACUCCAUAUCUGGGAGCGGUAUCUUCCUGUAUUUGAAGUUAAACAGGAUAAAGAUGAUCUCAGUCCUGAUGCAUUCAGUCGACAAAUAAAUUAAUGCUUAAGACUUCUCGAGACAGCUUGGAGAGUGCAGACUCCAGCAGUUACAAACAUUUCACUUGCACCACACUAUCUAGGUCUCUUCAGCAUUUCUCCAAAAGCAGCCAGAUGACCUACAAUCUCUGCUGAGAGCUCGAUGUCUUACAGUUUUUCCACAAGUGUUCAGUAUACAGACACCUUCACUUUAUCUGAACACACACCAGACCUGCGUGAGAGCAUGUUUGCGCAAUGCAUGGCAUUACCUAUAGAUAGCAUAGUCAUUAAUCAUUUUUAUUAUAAUGAAGUGACCAAGAUAUUUGACCCUAUGACAGUCUUCAGCUCCAGCUCAAGACAGGAAAGUUCAGAGUCUGAUCCUCUUUAGUCUGACACCUCUGCGCAGAACUCUUACUGACAUAAAAUUAGAUUUCAUGUUCUGGACCAUGUACAGAGUGUACAGUCAGGAGCUACUAGAGACCAGCACUACUUGGACUGGAAACAACCGGGUCAUCUGCAUACUUAAGAUGGUCUACUGGACCACAUGCAAACAGUAUUACAAGCUUUCUGUUUAAUAUUUUUAUUAACUUUUCACUUUUAACAAAAAACAGUUGCAAAACAUAAAACCAGAUAGAAAAUAAAAGUAACAGAGAAUGUAGAUAUAAUCUGUAUGAAAUAAUUAAAUUAGUCACAUAAACGUAUGAACAAAAGAUAAAUACCAUAGACUGUAUGUAGAAUGGACGCCAUCUCCCUUCUCGCUGGGUAAAGCCACCUCGAGAACAGCGCCCUCUGGUGACAGGCUGCAGUAUAGGUCAUAAAUCCCGCCUCCUUCAGCAAUCCUUAUGGAGUUGUGUUGUUGUUUGAGCCAAGCGUCAUAACAGUGACUCUCAGCGACUCUCCCGCUGAAUGCAUACAAUGCUACUGUGCAAUGUUGGUUUCAGGAAAUGAAGAAAAACUGCGGAAAUGCCGAGAGCUUUUUGGCUUCAAAUUGCAGGACUUGCAUUCUCGCUGGGAGCAGCAGGUGUUGAGUAAAGCAAAGUGUCUCCUGGCUCAACCGCUCCAUCCUCUGACUCCAGGGUUUGUCCUGAUGCCCUCGGGGCGCUGGUUUUAUGCUCCGGCUAGGAUAACUAACCGGUUUAUGAACACCUUUGUGCCCUCCGCCAUUAAAUUAUUGAAUUCUAGGGGAGGCAUCUUUCGAUCUCGUAGUGUGUUAUAUUUUUUAAGGGUUCGAUCUGGGUUCCACUGUGACUGGAAUGGACUGACGUGAUAUUAUGUAUGGAUGAGCUGCUCUUGAAAUGCUGCAAAUAUAUUGCCCUUUUGGGAUCAAUAAAGUUUUCUGAAUCUGAAUCUGAAUCCAUAUACUGGUGAAAGGCAGAACCAAGUUGUCCAUAGUAUGUACAGUAUAUGAUAAAUAAAGAUCCAUAAAUGUUGAGAACAGCUGGAGAGAAAAUUUCAACAAAAAAAACCAUAAACCCUUCUAGCCUUGCUAAGCUUUACAUAAAUACUGUAGCCAGAAGACAACAGCUACAGAUGGAGAAAAAAAUCUGCCUCUCAGCGCCUUUAAAUUUAUUCGUGGAAAAUCAGUGCGCCAAACCAAAAAACAGUCCCGCACACAUACACAUCCCCAGCCUAUAACAAUUGCUGUUUCGAUAUUUACACAAGGCCAAUCAUAUCUUUUCUGUAUGACCGUUUUAAUCCUUUUUUGGGCAUUUUCUCUUCUUUAGACUGACUGAAAGAGAGCACUAGCUGACCAUGGUUGGAUGAUUUCUGAGUAAAUCUCCUCUGAGAACAAGAGAUUGUUUACGAGCAGCAGUAAGACAACCAGCUUCAGACUUGUCAUAUUAAGCUGGGUUGAAAUAUAGAUUAAAGCGCUCUUUAGAGUUGAGAUUUGGUAACCAGAACGUUCCAAAAAUAGAAGCAUAGCAGCCCCUGAGUAGAUGUCACGCUUAUUCCGAAGUAUAUUAAGUCUUUAGAAACUAAGUAGAGCAGAUGGCGAUGCUCCACCAAAGCCUGACAGCUUGUCUGCUGAUUCAUAAUGUGGCUGUGGAGCGCAGAAAACAAUAGAAAACAUUUGACGGAUACAAACUCACAAAUCUCCCAAAGAUUUGUCGCUUUUCUCUGAUGGGUUAAAAAAAAACAGAACAAGAACUGAAGUAAAUGCAUGAACUGAAUAGACUUUUGGUACAUGGUGCUCACAGACUGAUAGGCCAGAAAACUAGAUUCUCUUUUGACUGUCCUUCUGGACUCUGUGGUAACAGAUACGCAGGGAAGCAGGACACUGAUGAAAUUUGUCAGCCUAGAAAACUGCAGAUUGUUUUUUGCAAGUAUCCUGUAAGGAGCUGCUUUAUGCAUUGAAGUCGUAAGGUAUAAGCUUCCAAGUAUUGAUAUGAUAAUUAAGUAAUGAAGAUAAGUAUCAAAAAUAUUUAGCUGUAUAGUCAAAUCAGUUUAAUUAUGUGUCAUUUGCAGUGUUGGGCAAGUAACUUAGUUACAGUUACGAGUUGCUUUAAGUUACUUUAAGUUACUCAUUACUUUCAAGGUAACUGGUUACUGGGAAAAGUAACCAUUUCUUUUUACUCUAAAUUCUCUUAUUUAUGUGUUGCCUCCCUAACUGGAUAACCAGGGAGGCUGCCAGUCCUCUGGCUUGCUUACAUUCCUUCAGGGUCUUUUUCAACUCGCUCGGUAGAUGCCUGUAUUUUCUGAAGAUGUUUCAUCAGAUCAGAAUUGCUCGUCCUUAAUGUGGAUAGAUUUUUUGAACCUCCACACAGAUUACAUGUCACUACAAUAUUCCUCCUCUUGUCUUUUACCGUCAGAAAGGAAAAAUGAUGUGCAUAUUUUGAGAUAAAUCCCACACAUGGACUGUCGUUGAUUGCUACCAUUUUUGUUUUCAUUCAUUCACUUGCACCUCACUGCGUCAUGUGUGCGUCACCACGGAAACUGUAGUUCUGAGUUAUACACAGUUAUACACACGAGUAACGAGCCUGUUUAAAUCCCAGUAAUGAUAAACACGUUACUGAUUUUGACAAAGUAAUUAGUUACAGUACGUUUUACCGCAAAAGCAACGUAGUUACUGUAACGCAUUACUUAAUAACGUGUUGGUCCCAACGCUGGUCAUGUGUUCUGAGAAUUCAUAUUUGUAUUGUGUCGUGUUUCUCAAAACUGCAGUUUUCUAAUGUCUGAUGUGUUUUCCUCUAGGAGCUGGACAUGGCGUAUUAUGACUCAAAGGCUGACCUGGAUUAUGUGAGUAAGGGACAAAGCAAAAGAUCCGUCUUGUUCACUGAGGUCAUCUGACUAAUACAAAUUCCUACACUUGUUGUGAAUGAAAUCUGUCUGAGACAAAGCAGAGCAGAAAAGCGUAAAGAAAUGGUUUUAUUCAUGCAGGUGAAAAGAUUGAAGCUUGUUGAAAUCUGUCCUUGCUCUCGUUCUUGCAGUACUCAAUGGAUGGAGAAGGAGAAGUGGAGAAUCCUUCCCACAUCAAGCUGGAGUUUGUGUACGACCCAAACUUCAAAAACAAUGUAAACUACUCUUACACAGCCGUUCAGAUCCCCACGGAUAUUUACAAAGGAGGUAAGAGCUCACUUCAAAUACAUGAGAGCACAGAAAGGUGUGACGGUUUUUACUCUUAAAGGAAAAUACACAUUUACUAAGAUGUUUUUAUCCCCAUCAGCUCCAGUCAUUCUGAAUGAGCUGAACUGGACGCAGGCGCUGGAGAAAGUGUUCAUGGAGAAUAGUCAGGAGGACCCGUCGCUCCUCUGGCAAGCUUUCGGGAGUGCCACAGGUGUCACACGAUACUAUCCAGGUAUGUUUUAUCAACCAUCUUUAUCUAGCUAAUCCCCAAAAAACAGAUGUUUUGUGUGUGAUUCUGAUGGACCGAACAGUUUAAGGAAUGCAUCUUUUCAUAUUUUCAGCUUCACCUUGGAAAGCUCCUGAUAAAAUCGAUCUGUAUGACGUCAGGCGGAGGCCCUGGUACAGUACACUUCUUAGAUUAGAACUCCACAUGUCACCUGUCAUAUUUACAGGGCUGAAAUAUUUCCUCCUCUCUAUCCUUUUGUCACAGGUAUAUCCAAGGAGCUUCAUCCCCGAAAGAUAUGGUCAUUCUUGUUGAUGUGUAAGUAUAAGAGUCUUGUUCAGAAUUUUUAAGGGUUUCAUGUAAAUGUCAAUAACAUAUAUUAUUUUUUACACAAACUGCAGCCAGUGUUUUUGUGACUUAAAAAAGCAAACGGUGUCUCUUUCCUCUCAGUUUUGGAUAAUUAACUGGUGUUAAAAUCUAUCUGUGAAGUUUGUCUGGACCUUUCUUGCACCUCUCUCUCACUCACAAGUGAAGUUUAUACUCCAAAUAUGUUGUAAUUUCACAUAAGUAGGCAGCUUUUUUAUGCAGAGAACUAAACUAAAGAGGAAAGAAAGCUACAUUAUAUAUGGUGUUGGGGAAAAAAGGUGCACCUGGCACUGACUCUGCACAAUAUAAAACAGCUGAACCUGCAGCUCAUAUUAUGUGCAGCAGCCUAAAACUUACCAUAGAGAUGACUCAGACACAAGAACAAAAUAUUUUAGUAGUCUCUAUGGUCGAAUACCUAAAACAUAAAAUUAAAAAGAAAAUUACCUUUCAUAAAAAUUAGAACAAGCAGGAGAAAUUGUUUGUCAUUUAUGGAAAAACACUAAAGCCCAUAAGGACAUUCAUACCAAACUGAGUGUGUCUGUAAAAUAUGAGACUACCUUCAGCCAGCUAGUAUAAGAUGAGCCAUAAAGUUACUACUCAAAGCUAAAGUUGUCCAAUUCAUAGCCUGUUCCUCUCCUUUUGUAAAACAGACAGUUUUCAUCCUGACGGAUCCGUUAAUAACAAAAGACUACUGCUACUUAUUUAGUAUGUGCUUCUCUGUUUUCAUGGGUUAAUUGUUGGUUUUAAGGAGUUUUGUUUCAGUAAUCGGUACUCAUGUCGAGGCUGUCAAUUCCCUAAGUUGAAAAUAUAGUUUAUCAUAUCAUAUCAUAUCAUAUAUCAUAUUAUAUCAUAUCAUGUCAUGUCUUUCAUAUCAUAUCAUACUGUACUUAGCAUACUGUACUGUACCAUACCAUACUGUAUCUUAAUAUAUUGUUUUGAAUCAUACUUAAAGUCUUAAAACUAAACUAUUCUGUGCUAAACUAAGCUAGGCUAACAAGAUGCUAACAGCUAAGUUGGAUGUCAAGAAAUGACAGUGGCAUCGAUCUUUCGUCUCUCUGUCGGAAAUCAAAUAAAAAGAUCUCUUUGUGUCCUACUCUUCCCAAACCUUAAGCCUGAACAUAAACAGACCAAUGUUUUUUGCAGUAUUUGUAGUGGUCGACAGAAUAGGAAGUGUAGUGAGUUUUGAAGCCUCGCUUGUGAAUCAGCAGAAUUAACGUUCAUUCUCAACUGUAACUAAAGUACAAGUUUCAUUGACAGAUGAGAGAACGAAGAUCCUUCAGGUCACUUGGUUAAAGCAGAACGGAUUUUUGUGUUGGUUUGAAGCGCACACUCGCGGUUAUGGAAAGUUCAAUGACUCCUGUGUUAGUUGUAUUUUGUUUUUUAAUCUGGUAAAGUGCACACAGGAGCAAUAUUUUUAUAUGGAGUGAUGCUGAUUUUAAUUAAGUGUCAAUCCUACAAAAAAAAAAAGAUCUGACAGAGAAGGAGGGCUUUAAGUAAGCAGGUUUUGGCUUCAUUUUUGGGCAGUGUUCAUGUCAGCCAUCUAUUUCUACAGUAUUGGGUUUUACUGACAGGAAGCACUGUUUUGUGUUUCCACACUGUCACAGUUUCCAGUAAAGUUUAGUGUGCCUUUACUCUUUUAGCUGCACAGCUGUGAAAUGUUUUUGGGUCGAGGAUAGCAGACCAUCACUGAAUGGUGACAGAAACAAGUAUUCCUCUGAAAGGACUCAUUAAUGCUGGUUAAUCACUGCAGCAGGGGCUCACGUGUCUUUGAUUGAACAUCUGGCGAAAGCAUGUGUGCAUGUGUCCGGCUCUCAGAGAGGACGCUGUUACUCGUGCAAGUAAUGUAGCUGAACUUCUUUGACCUCAUGGAUUUUCAUUAUAGCUGUAAAAAAAAAGGUUUAUAAAUGGAUCAAAAAUCUUUUUCAUCCAUUUGAAGAUGUAACAUUUCAGCCUCUGAUCCAUUUUUAGCUCAUAUUCUUAGUGUAUUCUCUGAUGUGGGUUGAAACAGCUCAACAGCAGCAUUAAAUGAGUCUCUCCAGCAGCUCUCAAGUAUUUAGCACACCUUUACAAAUGUCUGUUCAAGUGUUUGUUUGUUUUUUUUGGCAUGUAUCUCAAUUCUUUUUUUAAUGUGACGGUACUUACUUGUUUUUGUUUCCUCAGGAGUGGCAGUGUCAGUGGACUCACCCUGAAACUCAUCAAAGCGUCUGUGAUGGAAAUGCUCGACACUUUGUCCGACGAUGACUAUGUCAACGUGGCCAGGGUUAGUCUCCUCUUCACCCACUUAUUCUUCAUUUCUCCUUCUCCACUCUGUUGUUCUGUACUCCUUAUUCCAGUAGUGUCAUAUCUAACCCCAAGCUAUGUCUCCUGCUGUCUCAGUUCAAUGAGAAGGCCGAGGCAGUGGUUCCCUGCUUCAAGCAUCUGGUCCAGGCGAAUGUGCGCAACAAAAAGAUCUUCAAGGAUGCAGUGCAGCAGAUGCAGGCGAAAGGCACCACUGACUACAAGUCUGGAUUUCAUUUUGCCUUCAACCAGCUGUUAAAUGUAAGCCACAUAUUGAUUUAAUUCAGCGGGGGAUUACACACAGUUUAACUGUAUUGACCAACCCUGCUGUUCACCUCAUCCAUCUCCCUUUGAAUGUGUUUUACAGAAAACUAAUGUCCCCCGGGCUAACUGCAAUAAAAUAAUCAUGCUGUUUACUGACGGAGGGGAGGACAGAGCUCAAGACGUCUUUAUGCAAUACAACUGGCCUAACAAAACAGUUAGGUUCCGAUCUUCUCACCAUACAAGACACCUCGAGGUCACAUUCAGAAUUUAAUCAUAAGGAUGCUGUGAGAUGUCUAAACGUCAAACCUUUGCUGUUUACUUUUCCCUUUUAAGGUGCGAGUUUUCACCUUUUCUGUGGGUCAACACAACUACGAUGUCACACCUUUGCAGUGGAUUGCGUGCACCAAUAAAGGUGAGCAGAGCUUGUGUGUGAUUCCUUCAUUGUAUCUGUUAACACACCCACGCUGCAGAGCAAGGGUUCAGAUUAUCCCAGGUUUACUUUUUUAGUCUCUCUUAUAAAUUGCAGAUAGAUUUCAUGCACCAGCUGGUUAUUAUACAAAUUCUGAUUUAUAAUUUUGUGUGAUGUUUUUUUUCUUCCCGCUAGUUUGUGUGAAUAUGAAUCUUGUAAUCAGACUACUGCAUUUUUUUAGCUCUGCUUAAGCAAGCACCUGCUGUGGUUUCAGUCAUAAAACGCUGCUGAAGAGAAGUAAAUCAAAAAUCAAACAUAAGUAUGAUAAUAACCUAAAGGGAUAUUCCGGCAUAAAAUUGAUUUAGUGUCAAACACCAUAACACCGAGUAAGACACCCCCUCAAGAAAUGAAUGUUGCCGACUGCUUGCUUCUCUAGUUAUACCAACUUUAGUAAUGACCACAUGAUAGCAAUACACAGUGAUUUCAAGAGCCAUAAACAAACCUCAACCAAAACUCCACUCUAUAGCCACAAAUAAUGCUCAGAACAGCACCUAACUUCAUCAACAGUACAUACAGGGUUCUAGCCAUAGCACUAGCCACCAAACAUCUUUUUAGCUUUGCCUGAUUUCUUUAGCAAAGAGACUAAACACAACUCACCCACUCUCUUCCAGCAGCCGCUUGUUUGUACGGAGACCUCAGGCGAGUCUAUCACCGGGGUGACGCAGCUCAGGGAAGAACAUUUAUGAUCAUUUCCUUGAUUGCAUCUCCAUAAAGUAAUAAUCAUAAAUGUUCUUCCUUGAGCUGCGUCACCCCACAAUGGUAAUGGACUCGCCUGAGGUCUCCAUACAAACAAGCAGCUGCUGGAAGAGAGUGGCUAUAGAGUGGCUAUAGAGUGGCUUUUUGGUUGAGCGCGUGGCUCUCUGUAUUGCUAUCGUGCGGUCUUUACUAAAGUUGGUAUAACUAGAGAAGCAAGCAGUCUGCAACAUUAAUCUCUCGAGGGGGUGUGUAACACGGUGUUACGGUGUGUUUGACCCUAAAUUUAUUUUAUGCUGGAAUAUCCCUUUAAGAAAAAUGAAUCAAAAAUCAAACAUAUGUAUGAUUAUAACUUCAUCUAGAAAGAUGCCAAAGGAGGUUUUCAAAAUUCAAUUCAACAGCCUGCAGGAUGGGCCCCUACUUUUUUGUGCUGUCUCCUAAAGGAUCAGUGUUAUGGAUUAGAAAUUAUUCGUUAAUAAUGGGCGUGCUCUUCUGCGAUGUAAAAAGCAUCAACAGUAAAUUGAGUGAGCAUAUUUUUAUCUUAGCAGAUAAAGCUUUUAUUGCCAUAAUAGAUCGUAUCAGACCAUGUUUUAGAGAAAUGGUCUGCUGUGUAUUUAUUAAUCCAUGCUCAGACAAAAGAACUAAUGAAUAAAUCACUGAGCCUAAUGUGCCGUCAGUGCUCUGACCCUGCUAAUGGGUCUGCUCCAGCUCUGUGAGUAAACCUGCGCUGCUUCUCAGAAGUUACUCUGUUUGCUCACACAGAGGUCAGUUUGCCUCUCAUGGAUCAGAUUUGCAGUCUGCUGGGAGCUGACAUUGAUCUUUCCAGGAGAACUUCUCCUUGUUUGCGAGGAGGCUUUGUGUCAAGCAGGACUCAGCGCAGUGACUCAGUGCCAGUCAGAGUACUUGUGCAAGACUUGCAACUUUUGUCGUCAUCCCGGCAUGACAAGUUCGAUUCAAGCUGGAGAGGGGGAUGUCUUCAGAAGCGAACAGCCUUUGAUGAGUUAAAGAGGAAACUUAAAUGGCCAUCUGAUUACACACUUUGAAUGAUAUUUUUACACAACAACACAAGAUGUCCCAGAUCUGCCUUGUGUAAGCCAGCUUUACAGAUGAUGAUGACGAUGACACAUGCCGUCUGUGACAAGGAAUGACUUGUUGUGUUUAUAAAAUGCAUGAAUCACAUUAAUUUUCAGUGACCUCUGGAAAUUACAGCCUCGUUAUUUUAGCGACUUGUCAGACCAUAUCUGCUCACUUUAAGUAAAUGCAAAAGUCACUGCUUUUGACAUGCAGGGAUGAAAGAAAUAACCAAUUAACCGUAAACUGAUCUGCGAGAUCCAGAUUGUUUGUUUUGAUGAUCUGUGUACGGAUGAUGUUUACAUCCACUACAUGGACAGAAUUAUUAACAGAUGGUUAUAUUCUCACUGGGGUUAAACUGAUGAUGAACAAUCACAGAUAACAGGGUUUUUUUUUCUCAAUAAAGUAUUUGGAAACCAGCUCGAAAAUAAAGUUAGACAUAUUUUUCUGUGCAGCAGAUUCUGAUAGGACAUAAAUUUUUAGAUCCCACCAGUUAAAAGGUGAUACCGUAGUUUUAAAGCUUAGAGGUAUUCCUCUUAGAGCCGCCUUUUCUGUGGGAGUCAAGUGUCUGAGUCAUCGGUCUACGAGCAUAGCGGUAAAAUCUCAAAUUCUUUUUUGCACUGCGUGUCUGUAUGUGUGUGUUUUUCUCUUUUAAGCAGUUCUCACACAUGCUCCUCCCCCCUCCUCUCUCUCUGUUUCUCUUUUUUUUCUCUGUCGCUUGCCAGGUUACUAUUUUGAGAUCCGUUCCAUCUGUGCUAUAAGGAUUAACACCCAGGUGGGUUUGUCUAGUGCCUCUGACACAGCUGAUCCCCCAUUCGCUCUUUCUGAUUCCCCUCAUAUACACUGUAAAAACAUCUACUUCGGUUUGUUUGCAUACCCUUUCCCCCUUGUGACUGGAUGUUGCAGAUUGUUUUGAAAUUGCUGCCAAUAAAGCUUCUCCUUAAUUUUGUCAGGAGUACCUCGAUGUACUGGGGCGCCCCAUGGUUCUGGCAGGCAGCGACGCCAAACAGGUUCAGUGGACCAACGUGUAUCAGGAUGCUCUGGUGAGGCUGCAUGGCCCUGCUGGCUGUAUGUAAACCGGUGUAGUAAAUACACAAUCACUCACACACAAACACUGACUGAAGCAGCUUUUGAUGGACAGUCUUUUGGACUUUGUCUUCAAACUCUAUAGGGUCUCGGUAUGGUGGUAACCGGGACUUUGCCAGUAUUUAAUCUCACCAUGGAUGGAAACUCACAGGUAACAUUUAAGAAAUAUUUUGAUAUUUUGGGAAAAAAAUGCUUGUUUUCUAAAGCCAGAGCUUAAGAGCUAUACAAAGGUGAAUACCACUUUCAUGCCUCUUAAAUCUAUGUUACCCAAACGUCUGAAGAGAGCUUAGUUUAGCAUUAAGAUUGCAAACACCCACUCGAAUUCAUCCCAGUGUUGUAUGAAGUACUUAACAAAUAUACUAAAGUCGAAGUUUUUACCGUACCAGAAAAUGACUCAAGUCAAAGUAAAAGUGGUUACACUUUACAAUAACCGUAACUUAUAAAUGGUAAAUAGACCAUUUAUAAGUGGUAAGCAGAUAGUUUAUUAAUGUUUAAUCAUCAUUUAUAAAUAGCAUAUAGGCCAUUGAUAAAUUGUAAAUUUUACAAUUUCAAAAACCUAAACCUAACCCCAACUUUACAAUAACCAUCUAAGUCAUGUUUAUAAAUGGUUUAUAAACCACUUAUUAAUCAUUUACAAAGUGCUACUGACACUUUGCAAAUAAAAUAAUAAGUAAAGGGGGAAAAAAGUUUUUUCCUCCUACCCGCUGUCAUAGUAACAAAAUAAAAAUAGUAGUAGCGAAGAUGCCUCUGUGAAAUUGAGUGGAGUAAAAGUGUACUUUAUUUUUAGAAAUGUAGUCAAGUAAAAGUAAAAGUAGCGGACACACACACAAAAAAAAAAAAAACUCCAGAAAAGUACAAUUUCCAACAAUUUCCAUUUCAUGCCAGUCCUGGGCUUACUUUCUUAAAUAUAAUAAAAAUUGAAAGUGUGAAAUCAAUGCCACAGUUUUUCGGCGGGAUCAGUGUCUUGACUUCUUCCUUGCAGGAUGCAGUGACAACUUGGCACUAAGCUUACUCAGCUAAAUGUUUUUUAAACAGACAUGGUAUCGGUUGUCUUUUCUAACUCGCAACAUUUUUCGUUUGUUUUGGUGUGUGCAGAAUCAGCUGAUAUUAGGCGUCAUGGGAGUUGACGUGCAUCUUGAUGAGAUAAAACGACUUACACCACGAUAUAAUGUAAGUAUAAUGACAUGAGCACUUCAGUGAGUCGUAUUUCUUCAUCUUUAAUUGUUACGGAGAUGCAGACAGACUCAUCACUGCUUUUCCAACAGCUUGGAGCCAAUGGAUAUAUAUUUGCCAUCGACCCAAAUGGAUAUCUUCUUCUUCACCCUAAUCUUCAGCCAAAGGUAAUUCAUCAUACAUAUGUGAGAGUAGAUAGGUGGGUAUAUGAGUCAAACACAGCUUCUUUUGAGUUUCAUAUCCUGUUUUUUUUAACUUGAUUCCCUGUAGCUCGUGAAUCUUCCUGAACCUGUGACUCUGGAUUUUCUUGAUGCAGAGGUUGAGGACAGCAACAAGGAAGAGGUGAGCCUUUUUUUUUCUCUUCUUUGCAAAAUGUAACUGGCAAGUUUUCAGAAAACUACUGUUCCUUGAGAUUUCAUGUUGAAAGUCUGUGAAUUACAUGAUCUGCAUCAUGACAACCUGCCCGCCCAUCAUCAUCACCCUGUGCUGGUAUUUGAAGAUAUAAGAAACAUGUUGGACUUGACAGACUUCCUUCUCUGCAGAUUCGGAGACAAAUGAUUGAUGGGAGACCAGGUGAAAUGCAGAUCAGAACUUUGAUCAAGUCGAUUGAUGAGGCAAGUCCAUUUUCUCACACGUUUGAUAAACAGUCUGAGCAGAAUGAAUGCACAACUUCACUGAUAUACUUCAGAGCUUAUUUCUGUGAGCAAAUUGUAGCAAAAGCACUGAGGUGUAAGUAAUGAGGCAGCUGCUUUGAACUUAGUCAUCUGGUGCAUUGUCCAGAUUUCAGACGAGGACACACAUAAUAGCAGGGAUUCAUGCCGCUCAGCUUUGUCGGCUGAUUACCUGAAUAAGUUAUAGACCUUUUAACGUAUACCAGCUCUCAAGGACUUCAGGAAGCUUUAAAAGCAGUACCAUCACAGCAACAGCCAACAUGACUAGCACACCGAGGCUCUGAUUCUCAUUUUUUGCCUUUGCUAAGCCUCAUUACAUUCAGUCUGCAUUAAGUAAAAGCAGGUCAGCAGUUUGAUGUUACUUGAGUUUGUCAGAAGUGUUCUUAAAUGUCUCCUUGACUGCAGCAAUACAUCGAUGAGGUGUUCAGGGGUUACACCUGGACCCCGAUCAACGGCACAGAUUACAGGUGAGCUGUUACAAUGUCAUUAACCACAAUGAAUAAACAAGCAGCUGUGAGUUAAUGAGGGCUGGAUUCACUCUACCUCUCUGUCCCCUGUAGUCUUGGUCUGGUAUUACCUCCUUACAAUGAAUACUUCAUCCAGGCAGACCUGAGUGAUGUGAUGCUGCAGCUUCAGUGUGAGUACAAAGAGGCAGAGCAUUAAAAAUUCUCUUUGAUCAAGAUGCAACACAAAGAUGAGAUGAACAUACUAACAUCACCCUCUGUCUCUGACACAGAUAUGCAGUCGCUGCUGCCCAGCUCCUUUGAGUCUGCAGGGCACGUGUUUCUGGCUCCAAGGUGACCACUGCCUCUUUUUGCUUUCUGCUCUCCAUCUUUCACUCAAUUUUUGUCUGUUGAUAUUUAUUCUGAUCUCCGUUUCUCCAGGGAGUACUGCAAACGUCUGCAAAUCUCUGAUAACAAUACCCAGUUUUUGCAGAACUUCCUCUCCCUCAUGCUGGACAUUUCCCCCGAAUCUGACGAAUGUGAGCAUGUCUGAUAACUUUUGUAGAUCACAGUAUCAGACACUGCUGCAGACACACACAGAUGAGAUAACAGACUGCUUUUGUCUCAGGUGACCAAGGCCUCAUCCACAACCUCAUUUUGGAUUCUCGGAUUAUCGGGCAGCUGGCUUCUCGAGUUUGGAAAAACAAGGACUUGAAUUCGUGAGUCACUUUGAUGAUCUAUGCAAACGAAAGACCAUCUGGUUUAAUGAUAUCUGAGGUAAAUAAACUAAGUAAGAGCUUCUGACUUUCUCAGGUAUGGCUUCCUGGCUGUGUUUGCCUCCACUGAUGGAGGAAUAACACGAGUUUUCCCAAAUAUGUGAGUAGGAUUAACAACAAGAUGAAGACACUGAUUCAGAAAAAGUUGAUUCAAUAAUCUGUCCAGAAAAAAACCUAAGCAUUAAAUGAAAUGUGCUGUGUUUGUACAGAGCUGCUGAGGCCUGGGAUGAGGAUCCUGAGCCCUUUAAUUCAAAUUACUACAGACGCAGUCUCGACAACAGAGGCUACAUGUUCAGAGCGCCGUCCAGAUCUUGUGAGUGACUCUGUCUUAGAAGAGCCAUGACCUAACGAUUUUAUAUAUUUGAUAUGUCAGUCAGGCCGGAGAUCCUACAGUUCUCCUGUUCCUGUCACCCUGUAUGCAUCUGUCUACUGGAUGUUUCUUGGAAAGGAUGAACUGUAAAUGAAUUUUCCCCUUGUGGGACUAAUAAAGGAGUAUCUUAUCUUAUCUUAUUUAUUUAAUGAUUAUUUUCAAGGUGUUAGAUGUCAGGAUGAAUAUGUGAAAAAAAAAUCUCAGUCUUGAUCUGCAAAUGAUAAUAUAGGUGAUAUUGGUUAUAUUAAUAGGUGAUAUAAUAUAAUUUAGCUUUAAACAGUCUUUAAGUCAAAGAUCAUACCUGUUGGCACACUGUCACGAUUAGAUCAAAUUUUGACUCCUAGGGUCAACUAAGUCAUUAGAUGGUCAACAUUAAAAAGUUAAAAUUUCAAAUUUAAUAUUCAUACAUAAGGAACAUUAUAUUUUAAUCUGCAGUAAUGUCUUUAAAUAACAAUAUUUGUUUGUGAACAGCUUUAGAUGACCCCAUCAGUGUGGAAAAUGGCACUGUUGGAAUUCUGGUCAGUUCAGCUGUUGAGGUGAAUUUAGGAGGAAAACUACUCAAACCUUCAGGUGAGAAAAAGUAAACAUUUGGUUUAUUUUGUCUUAUUAGAUUUUCAGAUAUUUUUAUUAAUCUAUUAUUGUUCACACAUUCACACGUUCCUUUUUCUGCUGCUUCUUCCAUCCUUUUCUUAAAUUCUCUUCACCCAGUGGUUGGAGUGAAGCUGGACUUGGAGGCGUGGGUGGACAAGUUCAAGAUCCUGGCCAGCAACGUGUCAGAUGGUCGCCAGGGCUCACACAAGGUACAGCAAAACGCCGACAAACACUUACUUGAAACACUAAAUACGAAUGCCAACGAUAGUAACAUAGUUGUCUCAUUUCUCAUUUUGUCGUUAGUGUGGACCGUCCAGAAGCUGUGAGAUGGACUGUGAAGUGAACACUGACGUAAGAGCGUUUUCUAUUUCCUCUUUACUUUGACAAAACCACUUCAGACAGAAAGUGUCAUCAGUUCUGUGAACACAGUCUUCUGAGGUUAAAUGUGCUCUUGAUACUGGUGUGAUUAUGAGAUUACUCUGUCACUACUCAUAACCAACACGUUCAAUCAACCCCUUUGAAAAUAGGACCUGUAAUAGCUCACGGGCUUGUUUAAUGAACAAAAGGCAAAGAGCUGCCUGUUACGUGUAAUUAAAAUUAAUAAGAGGGGGCUUUGGGUUGGGAGUUCAUCUUUUUCUGUCUGUUAUAACACACUUUAAAAAAUCAAUCCCAUGAUGAGUAAUGUACUCAAAAAUUCAACCCUCAUAGGGCAUUGGUUUAGCUCGGCUUCAGAUGCGACUCCCAGAUUUGGCGUGACUUUUGAUGGUUAAAAAAAUGUACAUUUUUUUUUAUUUUUUUGUUUCAGAAGAUCCUUUUCAGAUAGAUAAUCUAGGAUGAAAUAUCUCGUGGGAACAUUCUCUUGCAUUGUAUUAUAUUUUGAGAUGAAAUUCAAACCCUCUACUAUGACACGUAUAAAGAAAUAUUAUGGCUUACUUCUUUUCAUUUUAGUUUUGCACUCUUGCCUGAUAGCUCUAAUAAGUUGAAGUCUAUGACAUCCUAAAUGUCCCGUUUAGUAAUAAAGACAAAGACUGCAGCUCUGUUCAGGUGAUCUGAUUUACCAUUGCGGAGGCUGCUGCCCUUCAAAGCUCUGCAGUCUGUGUAUAAGUGCGUCUGUGAAUUAGCAAACAUUAGAUCCUGAUAGAUGUGAGUUGUGGUGAAUGGUCUGUAUUGAAAUGCACUUUGAUCCGUGGAAAGACAUUUAAUGACAUUUUCUCUGUUCAUCUGAAGGACCUCUUGUGCUAUCUUAUCGAUGAUGGUGGAUUCCUGGUAAUGUCCAAUCAGAGAGAUCACUGGAAAAAGGUGCUUUUUUGUUGGCCUGGUCUCUUUAAAAACUACAAAAUUAUAUUAUCGCUAUUGUGUACCCCAAGGAAAAAAAAUGAUGAUAAUGUUACUGAACCUUUAAAUGACCUUCAACUUUUUGUUUGAUCACAACUUCAAGAAAAGUUUUAAUGCUGAUCAUUUUUCAUUUCAAUUUGAUUUAGUGCAUUUUGCUGCUGUUUCUGCCAGCCCAGCUGUAGCACUAAAUAAAUUAAUAAAGAGUACCACAGAGAGAUGUGAGGGAAACAUUUGGAAAACUUAAAUGAAGUUCAUGUUAGCCCACCGUGUGGCACUGUUUACCUCUGUUUUUUAUCUUUCCUUUCUUUGUAUGACAGAUCGGCCUUUUCUUUGGGGAUGUCGAUCCUUAUCUGAUGCACGCACUCUACAACAACUCGAUCUUUAAUCGGCGUCAGUCUUUCCACUACCAGUCUGCAUGUGAGCCCAUCACCAGCAGCCACACUGGAGCCGCACCCAGAGGCAUCUUUGUGGUGAGAGGCCACCUGCAGAUCUCAUGACUCCUUGAACAUUUUUCAACAAGACUAAAAAUGAUAAAACUCUCUCAUGUGAAACUUCUCUGUGUUUCUGCAGCCGUCCAUCGCUGACAUCCUCAGCUUGGCCUGGUGGACGUCCUCAGUGGCAUGGUGAGACUUUGAGAAACUAAAUGACACCAGCAGCAUGUGAGACAUCAAAAGUAUCUUAGCUGUGACUUUUCAACCACAGAGAAACUUUUUUUCUUUCGUGCUGGAUAGCUGCCAAUUCAACCCCAGGUUAUUUUCAGCUCAAUGUCACUGAUGUGGUGACAUAUGUUCACUGUUAUUUAUCUGUACACCAUGACCAUGAAGUGUGGUACGAAUUCUUUUACAGGUCUGUGGCCCAGCAGCUUCUGUAUGGACUGGCAUACAACAGCUGGCUCUAUCGAGGUACAUUUUAAAUCUUUGUGCACACAUACAAUAGAUACCUACAUAAGUUAACAUAUAAAGGAGCCCCAAUAAUUGUGUCAUUACAAUUACAAAAUUACACUUACACAAAUCAUUAUAGCAGUUUGAUUGUAUUUUAAUAGAUGUCUGAUUCCUUUGUAUGACUUUAUUUAGAGGCUGUACCAAUCAUUCUGAAUUCAUCCAUCUGAGUUUUUAAAAAAUAGUUUUAACAGCGAUAUCAAUGACAUUAUCUGUAUGAAUAUAGAUGAUGUCCUGGUGGAGGGUUUUGAAACCAAGGAGAGCAGCUGUGUGACCAUCCAAAGCCAGUUUUACUUCACGAACACCACCAACUCCUACAAUGUGCUGCAGGACUGUGGAAACUGCUCAAGGUAGAGUUUUCUUUUUCCAGAGAGAAUCAGCAGAAUGUUUUUUUUGCAGCGUGUUUGUACUGCCAUACCUGGACUGUACACACUGUAUGAAGUCUUCCCAACAUCCAUCACUGUCUCCCACAGGCUGUUCCACGCCAAGCGGAUAGAAAGCACAAACCUCCUGUUUGUAGUGGCUGAGACGCUACCCUGCAGCUCAUGUGAGAUCGAGAGACUUACACAGGUCAGGACGGAGUGUAUCCUUUUUUUAAGCUCUGCUUUUGUUUGUGUUGAAAGUAGGAAUCUCAUCAAACAUAUGUGGCAGGUAAGUCUGUAACUUAACCUUAUCUGAAAAAUACCAGUUCAAGAAGAGAAUCCUUGUGAGGUCUUAAGCAACGCACGGUAUCGCAAAGGCCCAACCUCCUGCUUUGACUACAGUGCCUUAGUAAGUACAUCAGCUAUAUGACUUCCUGUUUUAAAACUAAGACUCUCAUAAAACAUUUUGGGCACAAAACAAUCUUGUAAGCUGAUAAACUACACUUUAGGGAGAAAAUUAACUUAUUUUUUAAAGAAAAGUGUUAUAUCUAGGCUAACUAAAUUUUUAUAACCUUUAUUUAUUCUCCAGAGAAUAAAUCCUACCUGUUAGAUGCUACCUAGAUAACUUGUUUGCUAGCUGAUCAAUCACUGCCAGCCAGGCCUAUGUAUACACUAAUAAUUAACAUGCUUGCUAAACAAAGGUUCAGUUGAAAUCAAUAUGAAAUAUAGUAUUAAUUGAUGUAGCUCUUUAAACAUUGAUCUGUGUCACUGAUUAGUCUAAUUUCAAAGGCCGUUUUAUAAAAAUGACUUCAACACUACCCACUGCGCAAUGCAACGUCGAAAUGACAUCUCUUUAAUGUAUUUUUUUCGACAAUGAGGUACAAAUGUGGACGUCAUUUCAAUGUCUAAAAGAGGUCCAAUAAUGACGUCCAAAUCUUGGAUCCAUUUUGCACGUUGUGCCGACGUCUAGAUUCGGUCGUCAGGUGACGUCCAAAUUCUAAACGUCAGAGCGACGUCUAAAAAAGGUCAAAUUUGGACGUCGAAAUUUCUAAUCUAUUUUGCACGUCGCAACGACGUCUAGAUGUGGUCUUUGACAGACUGACCCAAUACUGACUUGAUCUGCACGUCUCUUUGACGUCGGAUGUUUGGUGGGUAGCUUGAUUUUUUUCAAACUUGCUGACAAGCUAGCUUAGCUGAUGCCCAGCUUCUAUAGCAACUCAACCAACUUCUCACUCAAAGAGCUAGUAAAGUCAGUCAGCAAAUCCUGACUGUUUUUUUAGAAGCUUUUAUGAGACAACAAGUAAGUUCUUUAAUGAUUUAAACUGCUCUCUUACUCUGUCUAAACAGUUUGGCUAAUGAUAGCUAAAAAUAGCUAGUAGCUGUUAGCAAUAGCUAACUAAAAGGCACCCUUAUACAUAUUCCCACUGCUGAAAUUUGGAUUAGGGUAUUGUCUGAUAAUUUUCUAACUUUCUGAUCUUUUUUUGUCCCCCAUCCCAUUCCCAUUUGACAAUCAGUAUCCUUAUAUUUUAAUUUGGAACUACCAACACUUGUGAUUUGUGACAAUGUCAGUAAACACACUGUAUAGGCUACAUGUAGUCUUGGGUAGAAGUGGACCCUGUAAGAAAGGAGACAAUACAUUUAAACAUUUACAACACACAAUAAUUUCCUAUUGGCUUGAAAUGUUGCAUACUGAGAAGUGUUGAAAAUUUAGUGAGAGGGGUUAUUGCUGUUUGAAUGAAAAUGUUCUCAAAUUAAACUCCCGUCUGUGUAUAAUAACGCCUCAUCAAAAUGUAAUGAGUUGGCUUUCAAAGCAUCAGUUGUGUGCCCAAAAUGUCAUGUCACACUUCAAAAUGAGACUCAGAUUUCAUUUGUAAAGCAAACACAACCUUCACAUCAUACAAGACCUGAUUAAUCGUCUCUGUGGAAUAAGAGCUUGACUGUCGAUUCUCAUUGCAGGAAAACACGUCAGAGUGUGGACGGGGUCAUGCUCUCCAAUCCUCUAUAGGAGUUCUUCUCUUCAUUCAGCUGAUUCUGCCUCUUUUUCAUCUCUGACACGUACAAACACUCACACUGACAUCUUACAUCUCUUUGGGUUUAGGCUCAGAUCUACUGAAGGUCAUACCAAACAGUAAUUGUAUAAUUCUUCUUUUGAUCUACAAACGGCCCAGAAUAGCAUUUGUGCUGGGAAAAAAAGGAUGUGGAUCAGCCCCUUAGUGCUUUUGCCUUAUCGCGUAUGCAUUUGUUGGUGUGUCUUGAGUUAAAAAAAAUCGAGGCAGAGAAUGUGUUGGGUGAGCACGCAACUUAAACUAGGACAAGCAUGUUUCAGAUUUUAGCUCACAAAUUUAGCCAGACAAACAACAAAGUCAGGGAGGCAGCUGUAAUGUACUUUUAAUGGACCAAUAAAUAAUAACCCAGCUGGGACAAAUGUCAGUUUAAGCUUGAUGUCGGAUUCUGAGGAAAGCAGGAUCUGAAAACUCUGAUUAAAUAACUUUUAAGUGAACACGUGUUUUGCGAGGGGAGUAUUUAGAUCGUUUACUUAUGUGAAGUUGAAAUGCCAAACUACAGCAGUAUGACUAACAAGCUAGCCUUCGGUAUUUUAUUUAAAGCUGCAGUGAGUAACCUUUGGUUUAUGCUGAGUUUAGCACCUUCUGAGGGCAAUAGAGUACAUUUUAUCACUGAACUAGAUGAUCUUGUCCUGAACAUGUCAAGGUAGUAUUUUCUAUGAAAAAAAACAAAAACAAAACAAACUCAUCUUGCUUUUUUUGGAAUGGUCAAAUGCAUCAGAUGUUGCAAAAAUGUGUUGUUGAAAAUGACAAGGAAGGCUGCUUGUUCAGUGGACUGUUCAUUAUCUAGUCUGACUCCUGUCAACUUGCAGUGAUUUGACUGAGGUCGACAAUUAUUUACACUUAAAGUACCAAUAGUUUUAAAGAUAAAGUUUGUAAAGACUGGACCAAUCUCAGUGCAUCAUAACAACAGAGAAUUAUUGCUGGUAUGUUUACAUUUAAGAACCUCAAUUUCAAGACAUUCAGUGGUCCCGCUGACACUGAUUGAAACACAUUAAGAGGAAAAAAGCUACACCUGCCAUUUAGUGGUUUAAAAUGCAUGAUAUAUCCCCCCACAAUGUAUGAAACAAUUAUCAAAAACACUCUGAGCCCUAUUUCCAGUCUGCCUUUCAUAGCAACCAUUAGUUCUUGAGAUCUAAAAGUUCUGACAAAUUAUUUCUUCUGCUCUUUAAAAGAACAAGCUUUUUUUAUGAUGACACAACUUAGUUAAUAUCCAUAUUAGUCUUUCCUGUGAACCACAUCAACCCUGCAUAUGCAGCCCUGUGUUGUUUAAUCUGUAGUGACCCAGCGAUCAAAACACAGAUGAGAAGUUCUGCAAACUUUUUGUUUUCCUUGUAGCUCUAAACCAAACUUAGUGAUUAACUUUACAUUUGGAUUUUAAGUUUGGUAUAGCUAUCAAGUCUUUAGCACAUCUGACAGUUUUACCCUGUCGACACACAUCAGACUGACAGCUUCUGCAUGACAUUGUACCACAACAGAAUCUGUAUACCUACAUAGAACAGAAUCCAUCCUCCCCGCAGCUGAAAUGCUGCAGCUUCUGGAAAUCCUACUUUUGAUGGCUUUGUGAAAUUAUACAAAAAUGAUUCACACCAGGUCUUCUCUGCCUGUCAGGUCCUAGAAAAAGUCUUUGCACACAAAGGAAAUCCUGCACUUUCAGCAGUUACUCUUUAACAUGAGAGUGGAUCUGAGCCUUAACUCUACUCUUACUUCAGUGUCCUUCAGUCCUCAUCCAGACCUUUUCCAAGAGAGUUACUGUACUAAAAAUGGUCUCAUAUAUGACACAAUGACCCAGAAUGAUUUUCCUCUGCCGUCACCAAUACAUCCUACAUCCUGCCUCUUAAAUCUUAAAAUCGAAAUAUUCCAUAGAUAGAAAGUAUUUUUCCCCUUAAAUAUUUUCUUCAAGCACUUUGACUGUCAAAAGUUUUGAAGACCAAGUUGUGAUGGAAAUAACAGAAUAAGAUCUCCAGUGGGAUCAGUGAUUUCACUUAUCAGUGAUGAAACAUCUGUGCAGUUUCAUUCCUAAAAAGGAUCGUAAAAGUGGAAGUUUGAUUUGUCCAAAUGCUUCCUUGGUGUGACCUUGAAGUGCUUCCAAUGGAUGGUUGAAGAAUAUAAAACAUAUAUCAUAAAAUUGACCAAAACGAUCUAAUGUUUACACAGAUUAAGUUUGAAAAUAUAGAGGUGAAUCUUAGAGACCAUUGCAUGGUUUAGCAAAGUGCUGCUGUGAUAAUUGGAUAAUUUACUCUAGCACAAAUGAUCAUGAACAUUAAUAUGUCAUUAAAGUUACAUAAUUAAUGACAUGUAUAUUAUAGCACAUUAUAUAUUAAGUGGAUGUCAGUGUGGCUGACAUAUUUCAAAAGGAGGCUCUUUUUUCUACGUUGUAUCGCCACUAUUGUCCAGCUUGAAUUUAUGCACUUAUGUAUGCUUCUGUAUGGGGAAUGUAGUUUUUAAACAGCUUUCAGUGUUAUAAAUAUGUUAUGAGUAUGUGAUGCUUUUGACUCUCUACUGAGAUUGAACCGAUGUCUCACUGCACGUGAUGAAUCGCUGUGGAAGAGUUUUGAAAUUUUAUCAUGCAUACCUCGUCGUGACAGUUAUGGCAAAGUCAACCUUUCACAAAACUGUAAUGAUAUACAACAUAGCAAUCUUUUUUCAUAGUUACAACUCCUUUCUGUGUGGUGUGUUGUACAUGCAUAGAUAUAAUUAGAUAUUCUGUCAAAACAAGAAAAAAUGAUAUGAAAGUUUAGAAAGUUGAGAUCAAGAGUUUCCCAGAGUGCCAGCUAAAAGCUUUAAAAUGUUUAUUUUCUCUAUUCAGCAGACAAACACUUCAAAAAAAUGUAAUUAUUAUUACACACUUAUUUGCCAGCUGGCUUAUUGAUGAAUUGAUCUUUAAGUUUUGUGCACUCCUGUAGUUUUGAGAUAAUCCAGGUUACACCUGUUAGGUAGAUUUACAGUCAGCUGUUUCUCUUUAAACUGAAUUUACCAUCAAUCUUUAACUAGAAGAUCUGUUUGAUAAAAUACAAGAAACAUUUUACCACAGUGAUCCAUCUGCUGCUGUCUUUUUGUGUUACUGUUUGUGUUACCAAUCAAAGAGUUAACAGGAUAUUUUUAAAAUGUUUUGAAAAGUCAAAUCUUUGUAAAAUGUCGUUUCUCUCAGUCUGCCUAGCGUUCCACCUUGCAGUGCCUUGGUGCACUUGUUUUUGAAAGCAGGAACCUUUGGAUCUACACCCGUGGACAUUCAUUUUGUUGGCUGAGCGAAAGGUUCGUAGGGUUCAACUCUAAAUGGACUUCUCAGUCAGGAACAAAGAAGAGAUGCUCUUCAUGGACUUAAAUAAACAUUUUAAAAGGAGCACAGCUCAGCUGCCGAAGAGCACAACAGAGGUGUGUUGAACAGCUGGCCUCCCCUCCUGCCUUCUCAUGGACAGAUGUGUGUCAAAGCGUUGACUUCUAACCUUGCUGCCCAUCUGCUUUGUGUUGUUUAUCUCUACACUGUGGUUCAGCCUUGAAUCAAAGCACAGACAUCGUCCGUUUUCAUAUUUUCCCCCAUCUGCACUGUAUAUCUUAUAUUUGAAGCUUGUUGGAAAUGUAAUUUUCCAUUAGGACCGACUGAAAUGAGAGAAUGUUUAUAUACAGUAAACCUACUGUUGUGCAUCUCUGCAGUCCCUGAGCAUGGUGGGGACUCAGAGAGGGAGAUUUCAAUCUCAACACUGUUCGGAGACCUCAAUAGGAUCAAUGCUUUGAAAAAUAAGACAACAACAACAACAAAAAAAACAAGCUUUUACUCUGAGACCUGCAGUAUUGACUUCAGGUUAUGUUGCAGUAUUCAGAAGAUAGUGUUGUACAUUGAAGGAGAGACAUUUUGUGAGACUCUUCAUAGCAGACAGCAUAAUACUACUCUUGAGGUCAGUGUUGUAGUUUCAUUUUAAAUUACUGGUAUUUAUUUGCAUGAUGUUUUGAACAGUUUACAGAUUUGUGUACAUAGUAUGAUGGAUAUUUUACAUUCCUCUCUACAUUCAGCUCUCCACUGCUGUGGCGAUGAGUGAGGACGCCCUCUGUGGAUAUUUCUGGGUAGUGCGGCCAAGGCCUCAGCGCUCAAAUGUUAUCAAGAAAAGCUGAAAGUUUGACUUCAGUGAAGCCUAUUACCGUCAGUAUUUGCAUUUUAGGUCUUUUGCAGCAAAUAAGAGCACAGAGGAGAGUUAAGAGCAACAAACUGCCUGAUCAGACUACUGUCAUUCAGAAAAAAAAAAAACAACAUGACAAAAAAUGCUGGAAAUGGCUCAUGCAAUUAAAGGCUCUAUUAACACAAAAAAGGUAGUGGCAUGUGUGAGGACACCCUUUUAUAGAGUAACUUUGUUUAUAAAAAUGAUUCAUGAGUUGCUCAUUUAAUUUCAUUGUGUAAUCCUUUAUUUACUUUGGUAUUGUGUUGAGUAUUUGUGUUGACCAGAAAGAAGCUGAAUGUGUUUGGAGCUUGCGUGGAUGCAUUAAGCAGUUUACAAGAAAACUGAGAAACUGACAUGAAAACAAGAAUUCUCUAUGUCCUUGUCAUUUUAUUUACUAUAAGUAUCAAAUACUGAGAUGGUUAAGGUUUGGCUGUAUCUUUGCUUUUCAUUUUGCUGACGUUGUUUACAGUUUCCUCUCUUUGUGCCAGAUUACAAUGCCACCUCAUUUUUGUACAGAAGAUGUGAUGCAGUCAGCAGACCAUGAAGGCUAACUUUGUAAAGAUUUUGUCAGUCAUAUUACAAAUAUAUAAAUGUUUAUAUCUUUGGUGAUUAAAUGCUAUUAAUAUUUUUCACUUCA